AUGUUGGGGAAAGCGACAGCCAGAGUCGCCGUCGCACCACCUCUCAUAGGAGAGCACAGAGGUAGGCCAGGGAUAUCCUACCCCCAUGUGACUUGCUGACGUUACAGUAGAGCUCUACUAAAGAGGAAUGCACUGAAUGAAUGCUGAUUGCUGCUUAAGGAGGGAUCCACAGUGCCGCUGACGUCCAAGUCGAGGAAGUCCGAAGUUUAGUUUUCAGCUGGUUUACUUGUUUGAUUCACAUAUUUCUUUCAGAUCACGACUACCGUUGGCCGACUCACGAUGUCCGGCGAUCAUCACAAUGACAAGGAGGUAGGCUGAUAGGGAAAACUGUACUCUAAGUUAUGAAUGCAACUAGCGAUUUCUACAUGGAUUCCAUGGAAGUUUGUUGUAGCCAAGUCUGUAAAACAUACAUACCCUUGUCUGACGUUAGAUUGUAUAAAGUUACAAUGGAAAAAAAAAAGUAUGAUGUUUUUCCUUUUACUUGAAAGUAAGAUAUUUUGCUGUUUUUCUUGGUGGAAUAAAACUUUCCCGGCGGCGACACAGCGGUCUAGACCUCGAAGUGGGUCUAGUCUUGGCCGGGCCCGUCUUAAUACUGCAGCCCUUUCUUUCGUAUCGCAUUCCACAAUAUUAAAAACCAAUAGAUUAUAUAUUUCAACACCUGGUCUUGUUCAAAAGUUUUAGUUUUUUAACAGUUUCCUUCGUUUUUACAAGAGACUGUAUGUAUUGUAUGGUGUUACAUUGUAUCCAGUCCAUGUUAGUAGUGUGUAAGGGCAAUAAUGUAACAUUAUGCAUGUCACUUUCUAUAUUUGAAUGACGACAGUUUAUUGAUAUGCCCUCCUUCCAUAACUCAGUGUUGGCAAUUUUUUUGGGGGGUGGGUUACAACACUUUCGUUUAUACUGAACAAAAAUAUAUACUGAACAAAAAACAUGAAACAAUUUCAAAGAUUUUGCUGUUACAGUUCAUAUAAGGAAAUCUGUCAAUUGAAGUAAAUUCAUUCACGCAGGUGAAGAAGCCUGAUGUUGGAGGCAGUUUACAGUAGAGAAAUGAACAUUCAAAACUCUGGUGGACAUUCCUGCAGUCAGCAUGCCAAUUGCACACUCCCUCAAAGCUUGAGACAUUGUGUUGUGUGACAAAACUGCAGUGGUAUUUUUAUUGUCCCCAGCACAAGGUGCACCUGUGUAAUGAUCAUGCUGUUUAAUCAGCUUCUUGAUAUGCCACACCUGUCAGGUGGAUGUAUUUUCUUGGCAAAGGAGAAAUGCUCACUAACAGGGAUGUAAACACAUUAGUGCACAGAAUUUGAGGAAUAAGCUUUUUGUGUGUAUGGAACAUUUUCUGGGAUCUUUUAUUUCAGCUCAUGAAACAUGGGACCAACACUUUACAUGUUGUGUUGUUGUUCAGUGUAUUUUAAAAAGCAAAGAUAAUACUGUUCCUGAAAACAAGCGACACUGGUUUCAAUAGCAUUGUUACCACUCUAGUGUUCUGCCUGUAUGCAAGGCAAUACGUUAAUGUCUUUCUUGCCAGUGGCUGUUAUGGGAAACUACUAGGUUAACCUCUGAGUAUCUUUUAUUUUGAUACAUGGGGGGGAAAAAAAGACCAGCAUUCAUUUGGAUAUACACUGAGUAUACAAAACAUUAGGAACACCUUCCUAAUAUUGAGUUGUACCCCCCUUCAAUGCUUCCCAGAGUUGUCAAGUUGGCUGGAUGUCCUUUGGGUGGUGGACCAUUCUUGAUGCACACGGAAAACUGUUGAGCGUGAAAAACCCAGCAGCGUUGCAUCCGGCACCGACUACCACACCCCGUUCAAAGGCACUUAAAUGUGUUGUCCUGCCCAUUCACCCUCUGAAUGGUACACAAUCCAUGUCUCAAUUGUCGCAAGGCUUAAAAAUCCUUAUUUAACCGGUCUCCUCCCCUUCAUCUACACUGAUUUGAAGUGGAUUUAACAAGUGACAUCAAUAAGGGAUCAUAGCUUUCACCUGGUCAGUGUCUGUCAUGGAAAGAGAAGUUGUUCUUAAUGUUUUGUCCACUCAGUGGAAUUUGCAAUUUAAGCUUUGUUUUUAAUUCUAUUUAACUCUCAUUAACUCUAACUUUUCAUUUUGAUUCAGGAGUGUUACAUAAAUAAGUCUUAUUUAGCUAAAGAGUGUAGGCUACAUAAAUAAGUCUUAUUUAGCUAAAGAGGGUAUUGCAGUAUAUGAACAAGUCUUUAUUUAGGAUUGCAGUAUUUAUUUACAGGACCUCCUGAACCUGCUAUUCUGGGCGUUGACGUCUGGCUUCUCUUCUCUUCUUUCAUUAAAGUGUGUCUAUGGUCAUGGAGGCAACUACUGGAGAGGCCUAGUGACAGGAUUCUCUAAUUGUUACCGUCCCUUUUUAGUUUUGUUUGUGUGACUUUUCACACAUUACCUCAGGCCAGAUUGAACACCUAUUUUAGAUAUGUAGGAUACUAAGCCUAGCUUGCUGAGGUCUAUAUGAACACACUACCAGGAGAUAAUUCCGACAGGGCAUAUAGCAUUUUCUAAUAGCAGCAGCUCAUUGGGGUUGACUUGUUUUUUAGAGUAGCGAUAAGUACAUGUAGCCUACACAUUCUCAAUUAUUUGGAUUUACUUUUAAACAUAAAUCAAAGUAACUUUUUCACUGCAUAUAGAAAAAGUCCAACCAGAUCUGUCUCUUUUUUUAAGGUCUUUUGAUGUCCUAUAUCCUAAUUGCUGGUUUGGUUGAGGUUAUAAUGGACUGAGCUGUACUUCAUGCCCUCUGGAAGGAAUGUGGUUUUCACUUCACCUUCUUCUUCGUCACUUAGGUUCUGCUCUACUCUUCCUCCUGGGAUUCCUCCCGUUCUAAAUAUCUUUUUGGCUUUUACGUGCGAAGCGCGGGUGCCAGAUAAUGUGUAGUUGAUGUUCCCCCUCUCUCUCCUGCUCCUUCUCUCCAUUGCUGCCCCCCCUCUCUCUGUGACUCAUGUGGGUGUAGGGCUGAAAUAGUUUGUAGUUUUGCAUUCCUUAUAUAGCUCUCCGAGGAGAGGAGCCUGGCUGCCUAGCUGUGUCACUAGGGGAGGGGGGGAGAGGGCUUGCUCUGCCAACAGGGAGGGAGAAGAGUCAGCCCAGCCUGCGUCAGUACUGUAGCACCCAGCACUCCUGUAGUUUUCUGACAGCUUUGGGUUACCAGGAGGGCCUCAGGACAAGGUAUGGUUGCAUUGCAGGUAGCUCUGUGUCAUGGUGAGGUUUUUGAAUACCUUUGAGGAGGGAGAGGUGCAGCAAGCGUCAUGGUCUCAGGUUGUCCUUGGUUCUUAAAAUGACGUGUGUGUGGUGCUGUCUGUGAGCGAAGGGAAUAUGCUGUACCAAUGUAAUUUAAGCCUAUAUUACUUUGACAGAUGCGUUUUAGUGCGUACAGCAAAGGCAGUUAUAUAUUUCAAUGGAGUUGAAGGAUAUUUGUUUGCGGACAGACUGACUUUUGGCAAGUAUGUGGAAUAAGCGUGAACAGCUUUAAAUAUGUUCUCUAUGAGUGUCCCUCUGUUUGUUUCCAGGGUAACGUGUGACAGAAUUGUACUAGGCCUACAUUAAUUAGCUUUUUCUUUAGUUUGUAAUAAGGGCAUACCAAUGGAUAUAUUUAGCCUAGUUUGCAGGCUAUACAUGUCAUUCAUGUCGCUUUAUUGCUGUGACUUGACCUACUAAUCUCCUACGUUAGUUAAAAUGCACUGACUGUAAGCCACUCUGUAUAAGAGUGUCUGCUAAAUCACUUGAAUGUAAAGGCAACGGCUCUCUGCUGUUCUCUGGAUACUGUAUGUUGAAUGUAAAGGCAACGGCUCUCUGCUGUUCUCUGGAUACUGUAUGUUGAAUGUAAAGGCAACGGCUCUCUGCUGUUCUCUGGAUACUGUAUGUUGAAUGUAAAGGCAACGGCUCUCUGCUGUUCUCUGGAUACUGUACGUCUGACUGUCAGUAUGUGUCAAUCAGACCAGAGGUGGAUGUUUAUUUUUUUAUUGAUUUAUUUCACCUUUAUUUAACCAGGUAAGCCAGUUGAGAACAAGUUCUCAUUUACAACUGCGACCUGGCCAAGAUAAAGCAAAGCAGUGCAAUAAAAACAACAACACAGAGUUACAUAUGGGGUAAAACAAAACAUAAAGUCAAAAAUACAACAGAAAAUAUAUAUACAGUGUGUGCAAAUGUAGCAAGUUAUGGAGGUAAGGCAAUAAAUAGGCCAUAGUGCAAAAUAAUUACAAUUAGUAUCAACACUGGAAUGAUAGAUGUGCAGAAGAAGAUGUGCAAAUAGAGAUACUGGGGUGCAAAUGAGCAAAAUAAAUAACAAUAUAGGGAUGAGGUAGUUGGGUGGGCUAAUUUCAGAUGGGCUGUGUACAGGUGCAGUGAUCGGUAAGCUGCUCUGACAACUGAUGCUUAAAGUUAGUGAGGGAGAAUAAGAGUCUCCAGCUUCAGAGAUUUGUGACUCUGGGGUUUAAUUUAUUAGUGCACAUAAAGUAGUAAAACAGUUUUGCAACGGAAAAUGAAAACCAGCGUUUCUUAUUGGUCAAGAAUUGACGUAGUCUCUCCCUGUUUCAGUCCGUUUCCUUGACUAUGACCCAGGGCACGCAGUCUGAAAUCCAGACUUGAACCCCUCCAUAUGCAUAACUGGUCUCAGAUGCGUAGCUCAUGUUCUGAUUUUUGAAUGAGAUAUUUGCAGAAAAUACUAUUGAGCUUUCUGGAAUAAGUAACUCCAGUCAGGCCUUCCUGUAGGAUUCCAUGGGCUAGACGUUGCAUCACUCUGCCCAGAAGCGUCUUGAAACAUUCGAGUUAGUUUGGCCUUGCAUUAGACUGUCUCUCAAACAGUGUGUUGGAGCCCACUGGUGGGUCAUGGCAGAUGUGUCCCUGGUUAAAGGGUCCUGACUAAGGGUGGAUUUACAUGAGUAAAAUCAUUUAUGUCUAGUGAGGUCUGUCUGUCUUCAACCUCAGACUGUUCUGUUUACACUAUCCUUGGAUGUGGUGUGGCCAAAGUCACAUUCCUCCCUUACCUGAAUGCAUCUAUUAUCAUACCACAGUACAUAGACCGCCAUACCACAGUACAUAGACCGCCAUACCACAGUACAUAGACCGCCAUACCACAGUACAUAGACCGCCAUACCACAGUACAUAGACCGCCAUACCACAGUAUAUAGACCGCCAUACCACAGUAUAUAGACCGCCAUACCACAGUACAUAGACCGCCAUACCACAGUACAUAGACCGCCAUACCACAGUACAUAGACCGCCAUACCACAGUACAUAGACCGCCAUGCCACAGUACAUAGACCGCCAUACCACAGUAUAUAGACCGCCAUGCCACAGUAUAUAGACCGCCAUGCCACAGUAUAUAGACCGCCAUGCCACAGUAUAUAGACCGCCAUACCACAGUACAUAGACUGCCAUACCACAGUACAUAGACUGCCAUACCACAGUACAUAGACCGCCAUGCCACAGUACAUAGACCGCCAUACCACAGUAUAUAGACCGCCAUACCACAGUACAUAGACCGCCAUGCCACAGUAUAUAGACCGCCAUACCACAGUACAUAGACCGCCAUACCACAGUACAUAGACCGCCAUACCACAGUACAUAGACCGCCAUACCACAGUAUAUAGACUGCCAUACCACAGUACAUAGACCGCCAUGCCACAGUAUAUAGACCGCCAUGCCACAGUAUAUAGACCGCCAUGCCACAGUAUAUAGACCGCCAUGCCACAGUAUAUAGACCGCCAUGCCACAGUACAUAGACUGCCAUACCACAGUACAUAGACUGCCAUACCACAGUACAUAGACCGCCAUGCCACAGUACAUAGACCGCCAUACCACAGUAUAUAGACCGCCAUACCACAGUACAUAGACCGCCAUGCCACAGUAUAUAGACUGCCAUGCCACAGUAUAUAGACCGCCAUACCACAGUACAUAGACCGCCAUACCACAGUACAUAGACCGCCAUACCACAGUACAUAGACCGCCAUACCACAGUAUAUAGACCGCCAUGCCACAGUAUAUAGACCGCCAUGCCACAGUAUAUAGACCGCCAUACCACAGUACAUAGACCGCCAUGCCACAGUACAUAGACCGCCAUGCCACAGUUUAUAGACCAUCAAAAUAAGGAUAGAAAUUCAAACUAUACAGGAGCUUAUCAUCUAAACCAUGUUGCACAUAGUGUUGCACACUUGAUUUAAUGCAAUGAUUCACAAUUGUGUGGAUAUUCUAAAAGCCUUUUUCAUGUUCAAUUUGGCUAACAGAGCAUUAAGGUAAUUCUUACGGGGACAUAUGGCGCGGGAGAGAGGCUGUCUUUGCGCUGGACCGCUCCGAGGGGGUAUGUGGUGUAGAUGUAGGUGGUGUGGGAGACAUAUCUCUUUUAAAGAGACAUUUUUUAAAAUCUAGAUCCGUCUCGUUACACUACUCAAGUAUCUUUCCUGGACCUAGUUUGUGAUGCAGCGUUCUAAGGCACUGCGUCUCAGUGCUUCAGGUGUCACUACAGACACCCUGGUUGGCCCAGCGUCGUCCGGGUUUGGCCGGUGUAGGCCGUCCCAUUUGUAUUCUUAACUGACUGGUCCUCUGUAGCUCAAUUGGUAGAGCAUGGCGCUUGUAACGCCAGGGUAGUGGGUUCGAUCCCCGGGACCACCCCAUACGUAAAAAUGUAUGCACACAUGACUGUAAGUCGCUUUGGAUAAAAGCGUCUGCUAAAUGGCUUAUUAUUAUUAGUUAAAUAAAGGUUAUUUUAUUUGUAUUGUGUCAUCAAAGUAGUGUAGUGUAAAGAGGCCCUAACUGGCUCCUGGUUUAUUACCUUCUGGGUGACAUGACAACUGUCAACUGAGAAUGUGUUAAAUGGGUCACAAUGUAAAACAUCUAGGGACCUACAUCUUUGAAUCAUUCCAACACUAGUCUAUCACCUCUGAUUCAACUAAUCAGCAGGGUGUCCCAGAGGAGGGCUGGGUUGGGAAACGCUGUGUCCUAAAUGGUAUCCUGUUCUCUACAUAGUGCGCUGCUUUUCACAUAGGGCGCUGGUCAAAAGUAGUGCUCUAUAAAGGAAUUAGGGAGGCCCUGGGGAUGACCUCGGGGAUGAGUAUAAUUUAAAAAAAUAAAAUAAUAAUGUAUUCACUAACUGUAAGUCGCUCUGGAUAAGAGCGUCUGCUAAAUGACUGUAAAUGUAAAUGUAACUCUGAGUCCCUAUUGUGGUGGUGUUCUGCUGCCAAGGCAAGCCCAUCCAUACCAACUAUCCUCAAAGAAACUGGCCUUGCAUGUAGUUCUAUGCAAGGGUUUUAAACCUUGGCUCAUUGUAGGUCUAUUUGAAAUAAAUUACAUUAAAUUGGCCCUAAUCUAUGGAUUUCACAUGACUGGGCAGGGGCGCAGCCAUGGGUGGGCCUGGGAGGGCAUAGGCCCACCCACUGGGGAGCCAGGCCCAGCCAAUCAGAAUGAGUUUUUCCUCACAAAAGGGCUUUAUUACAGACAGAAAUACUCCUCAGUUUCAUCAGCUGUCCGGGUGGCGUAGUUACACGUGGUCUGCAGUUGUGAGGCCGGUGGACGUACUGCCAAAUUCUCUAAAAUGACUUUGAAGGCGGCUUAUGGUAGAGAAAUUUAACUUUGAAUUCUCUGGCAACAGCUCUGGUGGACAUUCCUGCAGUCAGCAUGCCAAUUGCGCAUUCCCUCAACUUGAGACAUCUGUGGCAUUGUGUUGUGUGACAAAACUGCACAUUUUAGAGUGGCCUUUUAUUGUCCCCAGCACAAGGUGCACCUGUGUAAUGAUCAUGCUGUUUAAUCAGCUUCUUGAUAUGCCACACCUGUCAGGUGGAUGUAUUAUCUUGGCAAAGGAGAAAUGCUCACUAACAGGGACGUAAACACAUUCGUGCACAGAAUUUGAGGAAUAAGCUUGUGCGUAUGGAACAUUUCUGGGAUCUUUUAUUUCCGCUCAUGAAACAUGGGACCAACACUUUACAUGUUGCGGUUUAUAUUUUUGUUCAGUGUGUAUCUAUUUCUCUCCUCUAUAGGCCAUAUAUAAUAUAAAUAUAUAUAUAUAUAUAUAUAUAUAUACCGUUCAAAAGUUUGGGGUCACUUAGAAAUGUCCUUGUUUUCCAUGAGUUUGAAUAGGAAAUAUAGCUAAAUGAAUAGGAAAUGUAGUCAUUGACAAGGUUAGAAAUAAUAAUUUUUAAUUGAAAUAAUAAUUGUGUCCUUCAAACUUUGCUUUCGUCAAAUAAUCCUCCAUUUGCAGCAAUUACAGCCUUGCAGACCUUUGGCAUUCUAGUUGUCAAUUUGUUGAGGUAAUCUGAAGAGAUUUCACCCCAUGAUUCCUGAAGCACCUCCCACAAGUUGGAUUGGCUUGAUGGGCACUUCUUACGUACCAUACGGUCAAGCUGCCAUUGGAACACAGGACUGAUGGUUGCUGAUAAUGGGCCUCUGUACACCUAAUGUAGAUAUUCCAUUAAAAAUCUGCCGUUUCCAGCUACAAAAUCCAUUUACAACAUUAACAAAGUCUACACUGUAUUUCUGAUCAAUUUGAUGUUAUUUUAAUGGACCAUAAAAUUGCUUUUCUUUCAAAAACAAGGACAUUUCUAAGUGACCCCAAACUUGUGUGCAUCUCUCUCCUCUAUAGACCAUGAAUAACCCUCUCUCUUCUCUCCUCUCCUCUCCUCUAUAGGCCAUGAAUAACCCUCUCUCUUCUCUCCUCUCCUCUCCUCUCCUCUCCUCUAUAGACCAUGAAUAACCCUCUCCCCUCUCCUCUCCUCUAUAGACCAUGAAUAACCCUCUCUCUUCUCUCCUCUCCUCUAUAGGCCAUGAAUAACCCUCUCUCUUCUCUCCUCUCCUCUCCUCUAUAGGCCAUGAAUAACCCUCUCUCUUCUCUUCUCUCCUCUCCUCUAUAGGCCAUGAAUAACCCUCUCUCUUCUCUUCUCUCCUCUCCUCUAUAGACCAUGAAUAACCCUCUCUCUUCUCUCCUCUCCUCUCCUCUAUAGACCAUGAAUAACCCUCUCUCUUCUCUCUCUCCUCAUAGACCAUGAAUAACCUCUCUCUCCUCUCCUCUCCUCUCCUCUAUAGGCCAUGAAUAACCCUCUCUCUCCUCUCCUCUCCUCUAGGCCAUGAAUAACCCUCUCUCUUCUCUCCUCUCCUCUAUAGGCCAUGAAUAACCCUCUCUCUUCUCUCCUCUUCUCUCCUCUCCUCUAUAAGCCAUGAAUAACCCUCUCUUCUCUUCUCUCCUCUCCUCUAUAGACCAUGAAUAACCCUCUCUCUUCUCUCCUCUCCUCUCCUCUAUAGACCAUGAAUAACCCUCUCUCUUCUCUCCUCUCCUCUAUAGACCAUGAAUAACCCUCUCUCUUCUCUUCUCUCCUCUCCUCUAUAGACCAUGAAUAACCCUCUCUCUUCUCUUCUCUCCUCUCCUCUAUAGGCCAUGAAUAACCCUCUCUCUCCUCUCCUCUCCUCUAUAGACCAUGAAUAACCCUCUCUCUUCUCUCCUCUCCUCUAUAGGCCAUGAAUAACCCUCUCUCUCCCCUCCCUCCUCCUCUAUAGACCCAUGAAUAAACACCGCUCUCUUCUCUCCUCUCCUCUAUAGGCCAUGAAUAACCCUCUCUCUCCUCUCCUCUAUAGGCCAUGAAUAACCCUCUCUCUCCUCUCCUCUAUAGACCAUGAAUAACCCUCUCUCUCCUCUCCUCUCCUCUAUAGACCAUGAAUAACCCUCUCUCUUCUCUCCUCUCCUCUCCUCUAUAGGCCAUGAAUAACCCUCUCUCUCCUCUAUAGGCCAUGAAUUACCCUCUCUCUCCUCUCCUCUCCUCUCCUCUCCUCUAUAGACCAUGAAUAACCCUCUCUCUUCUCUUCUCUCCUCUCCUCUAUAGACCAUGAAUAACCCUCUCUCUUCUCUCCUCUCCUCUAUAGGCCAUGAAUAACCCUCUCUCUCCUCUCCUCUCCUCUAUAGGCCAUGAAUAACCCUCUCUCUUCUCUCCUCUCCUCUCCUCUCCUCUAUAGACCAUGAAUAACCCUCUCUCUUCUCUCCUCUCCUCUAUAGACCAUGAAUAACCCUCUCUCUCCUCUCCUCUCCUCUCCUCUAUAGGCCAUGAAUAACCCUCUCUCUCCUCUCCUCUCCUCUAGGCCAUGAAUAACCCUCUCUCUUCUCUCCUCUACUCUCCUCUCCUCUAUAGACCAUGAAUAACCCUCUCUCUUCUCUUCUCUCCUCUCCUCUAUAGACCAUGAAUAACCCUCUCUCUUCUCUUCUCUCCUCUCCUCUAUAGACCAUGAAUAACCCUCUCUUCUCUCCUCUCCUCUCCUUUCCUCUAUAGGCCAUGAAUAACCCUCUCUCUUCUCUCCUCUACUCUCCUCUCCUCUAUAGACCAUGAAUAACCCUCUCUCUUCUCUUCUCUCCUCUCCUCUAUAGGCCAUGAAUAACCCUCUCUCUUCUCUUCUCUUCUCUCCUCUCCUCUAUAGACCAUGAAUAACCCUCUCUCUUCUCUUCUCUCCUCUCCUCUAUAGACCAUGAAUAACCCUCUCUCUUCUCUCCUCUUCUCUCCUCUCCUCUAUAGACCAUGAAUAACCCUCUCUCUCCUCUCCUCUCCUCUCCUCUAUAGGCCAUGAAUAACCCUCUCUCUUCUCUCCUCUCCUCUCCUCUCCUCUAUAGACCAUGAAUAACCCUCUCUCUCCUCUUCUCUCCUCUCCUCUAUAGGCCAUGAAUAACCCUCUCUCUUCUCUUCUCUCCUCUCCUCUAUAGACCAUGAAUAACCCUCUCUCUUCUCUCCUCUCCUCUAUAGACCAUGAAUAACCCUCUCUCUCCUCUCCUCUAGGCCAUGAAUAACCCCCUCUCUUCUCUCCUCUCCCCUAUAGACCAUGAAUAACCCUCUCUCUUCUCUCCUCUCCUCUCCUCUAUAGACCAUGAAUAACCCUCUCUCUUCUCUUCUCUCCUCUCCUCUAUAGACCAUGAAUAACCCUCUCUCUUCUCUCCUCUUCUCUCCUCUCCUCUAUAGGCCAUGAAUAACCCUCUCUCUCCUCUCCUCUCCUCUAUAGGCCAUGAAUAACCCUCUCUCUUCUCUUCUCUUCUCUCCUCUAUAGGCCAUGAAUAACCCUCUCUCUUCUCUUCUCUCCUCUCCUCUCCUCUCCUCUAUAGACCAUGAAUAACCCUCUCUCUUCUCUUCUCUUCUCUCCUCUAUAGGCCAUGAAUAACCCUCUCUCUUCUCUCCUCUCCUCUCCUCUAUAGGCCAUGAAUAACCCUCUCUCUUCUCUUCUCUCCUCUCCUCUAUAGGCCAUGAAUAACCCUCUCUCUUCUCUUCUCUCCUCUCCUCUAUAGACCAUGAAUAACCCUCUCUCUUCUCUCCUCUCCUCUAUAGACCAUGAAUAACCCUCUCUCUCCUCUCCUCUCCUCUCCUCUAUAGGCCAUGAAUAACCCUCUCUCUCCUCUUCUCUCCUCUCCUCUAUAGGCCAUGAAUAACCCUCUCUCUCCUCUCCUCUUCUCUCCUCUCCUCUAUAGACCAUGAAUAACCCUCUCUCUCCUCUCCUCUCCUCUCCUCUAUAGACCAUGAAUAACCCUCUCUCUCCUCUCCUCUUCUCUCCUCUCCUCUAUAGACCAUGAAUAACCCUCUCUCUCCUCUCCUCUCCUCUCCUCUAUAGGCCAUGAAUAACCCUCUCUCUCCUCUCCUCUUCUCUCCUCUCCUCUAUAGACCAUGAAUAACCCUCUCUCUCCUCUCCUCUCCUCUAUAGACCAUGAAUAACCCUCUCUCUCCUCUCCUCUUCUCUCCUCUCCUCUAUAGACCAUGAAUAACCCUCUCUCUCCUCUCCUCUCCUCUCCUCUAUAGGCCAUGAAUAACCCUCUCUCUUCUCUUCUCUCCUCUCCUCUAUAGGCCAUGAAUAACCCUCUCUCUUCUCUUCUCUUCUCUCCUCUCCUCUAUAGACCAUGAAUAACCCUCUCUCUUCUCUCCUCUCCUCUCUAGACCAUGAAUAACUCUCUCUCUCCUCUCCUCUCCUCUCCUCUAUAGGCCAUGAAUAACCCUCUCUCUCCUCUCCUCUCCUCUCCUCUAGGCCAUGAAUAACCCUCUCUCUUCUCUCCUCUCCUCUAGGCCAUGAGUAUAUACAGUAUAACCCUCAACGGCCCAGCACCAUGGGGCUUCAGACUUCAGGGGGGGAAGGACUUCAGCAUGCCCCUCACUGUGUCCAGGGUAAGCUUUGUGUUUCUACCGUAUUCUACUAUAUACCCGUAUUGAUGCUGGACCGGUUUGGGUUUUUACUUGACCUUCUAUAACGGUAUUUAGUUGUUGUUUUUUAUAGUUUACUCCACUACUUUACACCGAGCCCUGCCUCCUGUCACUCAAGAAGCCCAGUUGUUGUUGCUCGUACACGAGAGAUCAUUUGCCGACCGUUCACUCUUCAGUGUGAAUGGUCAAUGCAGCAGAUGCAACAAUAUGUUGAUUGAUGACAACGAUGCUGUUUCCACUUUGCUUGUUAAUAUAAAUCCACAAGCGUUCUAUAAUACACUAUUAGUUAGUAUCUUGCUGUCUGCAAACAGCUAGUGUCUUUUUCUUAGCAAGUCGCAAACGUAGCCAACGGUUAUCCAGCAGUAAUUAUAACCCUAGAGCAAUAAAAAGAAUACAAAAUAAAUCCAGAAAAAUGAAACUAAAGGCAAUUGAACCCAGUCUGCCACAAAGAGAAGAUUCAAGUAUGAGCCAGGCCUACAUCUAUAUACAUACGUGCCAUUUGCUGUGUGUUUGUAUGACCUGGGGGGGGGGGGGGGUCUGUAUGUGUGGUUUUGAAUCUCUCUCUGUGUGUGUCCAUGUUUUGUAUCCCCUGUGGACAUAUCAAUUAUACAGGUUACACGCUACUCUGCCCAAUCAAACAACCGGAUAUGUUUCAUCCAUAUGCUACAAUUCCUAAGCAGCUAUUUUGAAAGUGGCUAUAUCUGAACGCAACAUAAGCUCUUUCCCCCCCCCCCCCCCGGUGUGACCUGUACCCUGGGCCUGAUCAUGCCACCUGUUGUGUUUUUUUUAUUUGAACAGCAAACUAUUGGGGAGAAUAGCUAGCUAUGAUUGGGUGUCAUUUUUUAAAUCCAUGUUUCAGCUCUGAAACGAUCAGUUGCGUGUCUCAGUUCAUGCAUUCCUCUGAGGUGUGUCAGUGGGCUGUAUCCAAAAUUGCACUCUAUUACCCUUUGGACUAUAGCACUACUUUUGACCACGGACCAUAAUGCUCUAGGGAAUAGGGUGCCAUUUGGAAUGUACUCAGUAUGUAUGAUACAGUAUCAGAAGUCUCUGAGUUUCUCCACUUCUCUCUCUCUCUCUCUCUCUCUCUCUCUCCUCACAAGGACAUGUUGUGGCUUGUUUAGCCUUGCCCAGGGACAACUUGUUACUGUGUUAGGUCACUGUGUCUUAGCUAAAUUAAUCAUACGUAGUGAAAUGGUUUCUCUGAUUGUCCAUAAACGACCGGCUAUUGAACAGAGUGACACCCAGCACAGGGUUUCCAGCCCUUAUAAGUGCUUUGUCGGUCGGUCGGUCUGCGUGUGUGUAUAUGCCUGUGAUGGAGGGAGCAGUUACAGUGCCAUGCAAAAGUAUUCAUCCCCCUUGGCGUUUGUCCUAUUUUGUUGCAUUACAACCUGUAAUUUAAAUUGAUUUUUAUUUGGAUUUCAUGUAAUGGACAUACAAAACAUAGUCCAAAUUGGUGAGGUGAAAUUAAAAAUAAAAAAAAAAGUUGUUUCAAAGAAUUCUAAAAAAUAAAUAACGGAAAAGUGGUGUGUGCAUAUGUAUUCAUCCCCUUUGCUAUGAAGCCCCUAAAUAAGAUCUGGUGCAACCAAUUACCUUCAGAAGUCACAUAAUUAGUUAAAUAUUGCCCACCUGUGGGCAAUCUAAGUGUCACCUGAUCUCAAUGUGUGUGUGUAUGUAUGUGUAUAUAUACAUACACACACACACAGUGCCCUCCACAAUUAUUGGCACCCCUGUUUAAGAUGUGGUCAAGGACUUCCAAAAAUUCUCCUUUUUUUUUAAACAACAUAGAACCCAAAUGCAAAAAAAGAGAAAUCCAACCUUUUAUUUAAGUACAUUACUUUGGUGUAAAAAAAAAUCACACAUUUAGAAAUUAUUAUUUUUUUGAAAUCAUGUGUCCCACAAUUAUUGGCACCCCUGAUGUUAAUACUUUGUACAACCCCCUUUUGCCAACAAGACAGCACUUAAUCUCCUCCUAUAACAUUUCACAAGAUUGGAGAACACAGAGAGAGGGAUCUUUGACCAUUCUUCUUUGCACAAUCUUUCUAGAUCAUCCAGUGUCCUGGGUCCUCUCUUAUGCACUCUCCUCUUUAGCUCGCCCCACAGGUUUUUGAUUGGGUUGAGGUCUGGGGACUGAGAUGGCCAUGGGAGGACCUUGAGUUUGUGACUGCUGAACCAUUUUUGUGUAGAUUUUGCCACAUGUUUUGGAUCAUUAUCCUGCUGAAAGACCCAAUGACGACCCAUCUUCAGCUUUCUGGCAGAGGCCAUCAGGUUUUUAUUUAAAAUGUCCUGGUAGUUCAAAGCGUUCAUAAUGCCAUGCACCCUAACAAGGUUCCCAGGGCCUUUGGAAGAGAAACAGGCCCACAGCAUCACAGAUCCUCCACCAUACUUCACGGUGGGCAUGAGGUGCUUUUCGGCAUACUCAUCUUUUGUUUUACGCCAGACCCACUUAGAGUGUUUGUUGGCAAAAAGCUCAAUCUUAGUCUCAUCUGACCAAAGCACACGAUCCCAGUUGAAGUCCCAGUGCCGCUUAGCAAACUCCAGACGUUUACGUUUGUGAGUGUUAGUGAGAAAAGGCUUUUUCCUUGCAUGCCUCCCAAACAGCUUGUUGGCAUGUAGAGAGCGUCUGAUGGUUGUUUUGGAGACUUUUUGACCCCAAGAUGCCACUCUUUGAUGCAAUUCUGUGACAGUGAGCUUAGGACUUUUUUUUACUUCUCUUACCAUCCUCCUCACUAUGCGUUGUGGCAAGAUAAACUUGGGACCUCUUCCAGCCUUGUUUGUCACUGUUCCAGUUGUUUUAAACUUCUUAAUGAUUCCUCUGACUGUAGAUACGGGCAAGUUAAGGCGAGUGGCUAUUUUCUUGUAGCCAUUGCCUGACUUAUGAAGGUCGACACAAAUCUGCCUUACUUGAAUGGUGUGUUCUCUUGUCUUUGCCAUGUUGACAAAUGGGUAAGAGAAUUAGGCCUCUGUGUCACGUCAUAUUUAUACCCCAGGGAAACAGGAAGUCAUGAAUUACUAAUUAAAAGUUCCUAGAUACCCUGACCAACUUUAGCAACUACAGAAAAAUAUAUUUAAAAAAAAAUCAAUAAAAAUUUUCAGCGGAAUUGUUAGGGGUGCCAAUAAUUGUGGGACACAUGAUUUCAAGUUUUUUUUUCUUCUAAAUGUGUGAUUUUUUUUUUUUAUUUUUUACCACCAAAGUAAUGUACUUAAAUAAAAGGUUGGAUUUUUCUAUUUUUUUGCAUUUGGGUUCUGUUUUUUUUUUUUUUUAAAGGAGAAUUUUUGGAAGUCCUCGACCACAUCUUAAACAGGGGUGCCAAUAAUAGUGGAGGGCACUGUAUAUACCAGUUUUUGCCCCAGAGUCUGCAACACCACUAAGCAUGGGGCACCACCAAGCAAGCGGCACCAUGAAGACCAAGGAGCUCUCCAAACAGGUCAGGGAUAAAGUUGUGGAGAAGUACAGAUCAGGGUUGGGUUACAAAAAAAUAUCAGAAACUUAACAUCCCACGGAGCACCAUUAAAUCCAUUAUUAAAAAAUGGAAAGAAUAUGGCACCACAACAAACCUGCCAAGAGAGUGCCGCUCACCAAAACUCACGGACCAGGCAAGGAGGGCAUUAAUCAGAGGCAACAAAGAGACCAAAGAUAACCCUGAAGGAGCUGCAAAGCUCCACAGCAGAGAUUGGAGUAUCUGUCCAUAGGACCACUUUAAGCCGAACACUCCCCAGAGCUGGGCUUUACGGAAGUGGCCAGAAAAAAGCCAUUUGCUUAAAGAAAAAAAUAAGCAAACACGUUUGGAAGAAGGUACUCUGGUCAGAUGAGACUAAAAUUGAGCUUUUUGGCCAUCAAGGAAAACGCAAUGUCUGGCGCAAACCCAACACCUCUCAUCACCCCGAACACCAUCAUGCUGUGGGGAUGUUUUUCAUCGGCAGAGACUGGGAAACUGGUCAGAAUUUAAGCAGAUGGAGCUAAAUACAGGGAAAUUCUUGAGGGAAACCUGUUUCAGUCUUCCAGAGAUUUGAGACUGGGACAGAGGUUCACAUUCCAACAAGACAAUGACCCUAAGCCUACUGCUAAAGCAACACUCGAGUGGUUUAAGGGGAAACAUUUAAAUGUCUUGGAAUGGCCUAGUCAAAGCCCAGACCUCAAUCCAAUUGAGAAUCUGUGGUAUGACUUAAAGAUUGCUGUACACCAGCGGAACCCAACCAACUUGAAGGAGCUGGAGCAGUUUUGCCUUGAAGAAUGGGCAAAAAUCCCAGUGGCUAGAUGUGCCAAGCUUAUGGAGACACGGUCAUACUAACAGGCCUGACAUACAGGAGUACAGUCAUACUAACAGGACUGACAUACAGGAGUACGGUCAUACUAACAGGCCUGACAUACAGGAGUACAGUCAUACUUGGGUUGACACCUCCUGGUUAGGCUGUAGUUUUAGAUUAUAUCCCCUAGCUCAGUCAUUCUCAAAUGGCGGACCGCGGUACGUGUCCGGACCCAGCGACGGGGUCAAUACGGACCGAACGGCACCAAACGAUAUCGAAGUUUAGUACAUUUUUAAUUUCAGACAGCUUUCAAACAUGAUCGACCGGGCGCCGUUUCCCAAGUGCAGCGCGGCCUCUCUAUGUCUCCAGUAGUGGUGAAGAUACCCCAGAUUGCAUCCUAUCCAAGUCGCGUGCAUUUAUGCAAAUAAGUCUCACGAAGAGAGCUGUGUCUCAUCCGAUCGCAUAAAUAUAUGCAAAUAUCUUUGACAGUGAACGACUGUGUUGGGAGCAAGCAGCAGGAAGAAACACGGAAAUACGUCCGUCGAUAGACAUUGUGAAUGUGAAGGAUGGCUUGUUCAAAGAAAAGUUGAUAGUGAAAAUCGCAUUUUCAAAGACAAGUGGACAGAAGUACGCAUUCAUUCUCCCCGCAAACAAGUUCAAAACCAAUGUGCCUGAUUUGGCUCAGAGUCCGUAGCGCUCCUAAUGUGAAGCGAUGCUAUGACACAAGUCAUUUGGCGCAAACGUGUCCCCAUAAAACACAGAGGUGAGAACGAGAAAGCCCAAUAUGAGCGGUUCACCAAAGUUCCCUGACAGCCCAAGAACAUCCAAUGGAGCGCUCACUGAAAAAUAGCUAGUGUUUUGGGAAAACGCAAAAAGCCAUUUACUGACGCAGAGAUGUUUUAAAGAAUGCAAUGAGUGACGUUGCUGAGACCUUGAUGGUGAACGAAAAGAUGAGCUGAAGGAAAAGAUCAAACCGAUCCCACAGCAAUGAGAACUGAAAUAUUAGCUGAAGAUGUGAUUUCACAACUUGAUGAGGCCAUUCAGAAUGCAUCAUGCAUUUCUUUAGCUGUGGAUGAAUCAACAGAUGCCACCGAUUUUUAUUUUAUUUUUAUGCCCAGCUUCUGGUAUUUGUGAGAUUUUAUAACAAAACAAAAAAGGAAUUCUGUGAGGAGCUGUUUGGUUUAACAACUCUUGAAGCACACACACGAGGAGAGGACAUUCAUGAGGCCAUCAAAGGGAUGCUGACAAAGGGGGAUAGAUCUGAAGUCGGUGGUCUCCAUCACCACAGAUGGAGCUCCAGAAAAUGGGGAUAGAUCUGAAGUCGGUGGUCUCCAUCACCACAGAUGGAGCUCCAGAAAAUGGGGAUAGAUCUGAAGUCGGUGGUCUCCAUCACCACAGAUGAUAGGAAGCUCCAGCCAUGACAGGAAGAGGGAGGGGACUGGUUGCACGUUUUGAAAGACGACCGACCUGACAUCAUACCACUGCAUCAUCCACCAAUCGGUCCUGUGUGCCAGUCUGGGAGAAGUGUACGCUGAGGUCAUGACAACAAUGAUGAAACGGAUCAACUUUUUGAGAGCAUCAUCAUCCCUACAGCAUGGUCUGCGAAGAGGCUUUCUGACAGCGGUUAAUGCCAGCUAUGAUGACUUACUAGUGCACAACGAUGUCAGAUGGCUCGGCAAAGGCAGGGUUUUGGAGCGCUUUUGGGGAAUUCGGGAGGAGAUAAUCUUUCCUAUCAGAGUGAAAAGGCAACUCUGUUUACAGAGUUUUUGGAAGAUGUGGAGAAAAUGCAAACGGCUGUAUUUCUGGCAGACAUCACAUCUUUAAUGAGCUCAAUGUUAAGCUGCAGGGACAGAACAACACAGUGUGUGAUUUGAUAACAGCAGUCCGGGCUUUCCGGAGGAAAUUGGAGAUUUUCAAGACUGAUCUCCAGGGAGAACUUGUCCACUUCCCCAACUUUUGGAGCAAACCCAGGGAGAGCGAGAUGUUCCUCACCACGGUGAUUUUUUUAAUAAAGAAGCUGACGGGUAACUUCAAGGCUCGCUUUUAUGACUUUGCCUCUUGUAAGACAACUGCUGCUGUUUAUACAGAAGCCCUUCUUGGUCACAAAUGUCCCUUUUUUUUUUUUCAGAGGAAGCAAAACAGACCUUCAGAUUGGUAAAUGUUGCAACACUACAAAUUGUAGUUGAUUUGAACUGCAAGAAAAUGUGGCUUUGAAAGAGCAGGUUGGUGAUUUGUGACCCUGUCCGUUUCUGGGCAGGUUGGUGAUUUGUGACCCUGUCCGUUUCUGGGGAAAGAUGGUGCCUGCAGCUGGUUUCCCUGUUCUUAACAAAACGCCACUACACAUCCUGACCACGUUUGGUUCCACAUACUGCUGUGAGUCAGCCUUCUCCACAAUGAACAUUUAUUAAAACCAAAUACCGCACCAGGAUCACCAAUGAACACCUGCACCAGUGUCUUAGAAUUGCACUCGCACCAUUUUUGCCAAAGUUCUAAGUAUUGGCAGGAGGGAAAAAAAUGUGAUUUCUCUCAUUAGUCAUUGAUGCAAGGCCCAGAGUGACUUGGGCAUGCAUGGAACACAGUCUGUGCACUCAGAUGUUAUUUUCUAUUGGACUCUCCUUUGUUCUCCAUAAAAUGUGCACUUUAGAUGAUUAUUAUUUAUUAAAUUAAGAGAAAUGCAAGGCCCAUGUACAUUGGCUCAGUGACUUUUUUUGCUUACAGAUUACUAUGCAAUCACUUUUGUUCUUCAGCAAUGUUCAGCACUUUAUUUUUUUUGUAAAAAGAGAAACCAUUCAUUUUAAAAAAAUACUUUUUGUUGUACUAAUUUCUUAAAUGUCUUUUUGAAGCAGCAUGACAAAUAGUAAUAGCAUACUUGCUACUGCAGCACAGGUACAUUGUUCACAGUCAAAAUAAAGAUGUUUUGUAAUUCAUUAAAAUGUAUCUGAUUGGGCCCAUUUUUUUAUGUUUUUAAUAGAGGUCCUGAAAACAUUUUAGAUAUAUAAAACAUGUAUCCCAAAUCAGAAUAUGGACAAUGGUAAGUUUGAUACUAUGCUGUGCUAGAGCACCAAUAAAUCAAUAUAUAUAUAUCUCUAUCUAUCUAUCUCUCAGGACCUUUCCCACUUUGGAAGUUUGUGUGACCGCACCUUCUCAAGUUGUAUUUGAAUACCCCUGCCCCAGCUGUUUCCAUACUGACAUGCAGAGUACAGUCAUACUAGCAGGUCCCUGUUGACUGACUGACUUUCAUAAUAAAAGGCCUUUUCCAAUCAGCUCAGACUGGCUGACGUCAGACUAGCAGGCCCCUGUCUCAGACUGUUGACUGAUCAUAAUAAAAGGCCUAGUCUAGUCAGCCCCAUCUCCCUGGCUCUGACUGGCUGACAGACUUCUCUCCCUGGCUCUGACUGGCUGACAGACUUCUCUCCCUGGCUCUGACUGGCUGGUCCUCCUGGAAGUGAUGUGUGUGGGUGGUCUGCUCUGCCCCAGGGCCCCUGAGAUAUCAUCUCAACCCAGAGAGGGAGCUGAUUUACACAAUAAAGGACAAUCCAACUGACAGCAAGACUAAAGCUUCAGAGAGAGGCUGCAGGGUGACGAGAUGGGCAGUGUGAGAUAAGGCUCAAUUCUUAGGGCUUUAAUAGCAUGGGAAACACAUGUUGCCAAAGCAAGUGAAAUAGAUAAAGGUGAGAAGAAAGAAACUAUUACAAAUGAACAGUAAACAUUGCGCUCUAAGGUUUACAAUAUAUCAAGACAUUUCAAGUGUUCUAGUCACAGCUACAUUUUUUUUUAGCAAUGUGCAAAUAGUUGUAGUACAAAUAGUACUAGUUUCUCUCUCUCUCUCUCAGCUAAUGUAGUUGGUAGCUUUGAGAAGGUUUGAUUUAUUAGGAGGAGUAUAGGGCUGUAUCUGUUUGAGUUUGGCCAGGUAACGGCGGCUGUUAAGGUCCAUAAGUGACUUUAUAGACGAUUGUCCCGUAGACCUGUUAAAUGGGGAUCUGUUCCUCUGCUAUUGGUCCUGUCGACCUGUUAAAUGGGGAUCUGUUCCUCUGCUAUUGGUCCUGUCGACCUGUUAAAUGGGGAUCUGUUCCUCUGCUAUUGGUCCUGUCGACCUGUUAAAUGGGGAUCUGUUCCUCUGCUAUUGGUUUAGAACGGUGUGUGUGUGUGUGUGUGUGUGUAGGGUGGUAUGUCUAUGAAUGCUCUGCUUCCAACCUCUCCCUGUAUGAGCCAGGAACCCAAUGUUUCCUCUAAAUUCCUGGAAUGCCGUCAUUCCUCAUGUCUCUCCCGUUCCCAGAUCCUGGCAACAGCAGAGCCCUUUGUUUUCUCUCGGCAUCCAUUGGCUGGGUCCAUAUAUAGGGCUCUACACAUUGGCUGGGUCCAUAUAUAGGGCUCUAUCCAUUGGCUGGGUCCCUAUAUAGGGCUCUAUCCAUUGGCUGGGUCCCUAUAUAGGGCUCUACACAUUGGCUGGGUCCCUAUAUAGGGCUCUACACAUUGGCUGGGUCCAUAUAUAGGGCUCUACACAUUGGCUGGGUCCCUAUAUAGGGCUCUAUCCAUUGGCUGGGUCCCUAUAUAGGGCUCUACCCAUUGGCUGGGUCCCUAUAUAGGGCUCUAUCCAUUGGCUGGGUCCAUAUAUAGGGCUCUACACAUUGGCUGGGUCCCUAUAUAGGGCUCUAUCCAUUGGCUGGGUCCCUAUAUAGGGCUCUACCCAUUGGCUGGGUCCCUAUAUAGGGCUCUACCCAUUGGCUGGGUCCCUAUAUAGGGCUCUACCCAUUGGCUGGGUCCCUAUAUAGGGCUCUACCCAUUGGCUGGGUCCCUAUAUAGGGCUCUACCCAUUGGCUGGGUCCCUAUAUAGGGCUCUACCCAUUGGCUGGGUCUAUAUAUAGGGCUCUACACAUUGGCUGGGUCCCUAUAUAGGGCUCUAUCCAUUGGCUGGGUCCCUAUAUAGGGCUCUACACAUUGGCUGGGUCCAUAUAUAGGGCUCUAUCCAUUGGCUGGGUCCCUAUAUAGGGCUCUACCCAUUGGCUGGGUCCCUAUAUAGGGCUCUACCCAUUGGCUGGGUCCCUAUAUAGGGCUCUACACAUUGGCUGGGUCCCUAUAUAGGGCUCUACCCAUUGGCUGGGUCCAUAUAUAGGGCUCUACACAUUGGCUGGGUCCCUAUAUAGGGCUCUACACAUUGUUUGCGUCCCUAAUGCACCAACACCCUAUGGGCCUGGUCAAAAGUGGUGCACUAUGGAGGGAAUAGGGUUCCAUUUGGAACUCAACCCUGGUGUCCUGACCCAGCAGACAGAGCAUGACUACCUUCUCACAUCUCAAAGGAACGCUUUACCGCUGACAUCACUGGAAGAAAAAGCACCAUCUCAGCACCACGCCACAGCCCUGUGCCCCCGGCCCUGUGCCCCCGGCCCUGUGACCCCGGCCCUGUGCCCCCAGCCCUGUGCCCCCAGCCCUGCUAUCAGAAGUCUCUUAUCUUGUAUUUAAAUCUGGGGGCUUUGUGGAGCCUUUAAACGUAGUGAUUGCUUAGCUUUGGGCCCCGCAGAGCCACAGAGGGGGGAGACAUCUGGUUUCUAUCUCAGAGCACAUAUCACCUUGCUAAAAUCAUUAACACAGCACGUUAAUAAGCAGGAAGUGAGAUUUGUGACUGGUACCAGAGUUAGAUGUGUUAUCAUCGGGGGGGGGGGGGGGGGGGUCAGAGAUAGAUGUGUAAUCAGGGGGGGGUGUCAGAGAUAGAUAUGUUAUCAUCAUGUAGGCUGUUCUCUGCUAGGGUUCAGUUUUGCUGUGGGUGUGUCCUGUUCACUGCUCAUCUACACACACACACACACACACACACACACACACACACACACACACACACACACACACACACACACACACACACACACACAGGACUUGUCAUGGGUGUGGAUUAAUAAUUCAAGGCUGACUGAUACAUUGGCUGAUGAAGGAAGGAUAAUCUAGUAGUUUAUCUUUAGCUGGUUAAACGUGAAUGGCCUGUGUUGUGUACUCCAACAGGGCUGGUUUAACCUGGAGUUACUGCUGGUUUAACCUGGAGUUACUGCUGGUUUAACCUGGAGUUACUGCUGGUUUAACCUGGAGUUACUGCUGGUUUAACCUGGAGUUACUGCUGGUUUAACCUGGAGUUACUGCUAGGUGUUGUUAUUGUGAUGGAUACUGGUCCCUACGGAAGCAGGCUCCGUUUUAUAAAAGAAAGCUUGUAAAUUUAAAGGCAAUUUUAGCUGGUUAAUGUGAAUCAAUUGUGUUCAGAGUUAGUUUCAGAACUCAAAUCAAAUUUUAUUUGUCACAUAAUUUCUAUACAGGUGUAAACUAACAGUGACGUUAACAUGGCAACAAUGCAGAAAAAAGAAAAAAAAAAGCUGUUUUACUUUGAGUUAAUGCUAACCGAUCGAUACUGGCCCGCACAGCUUUGUUACAAAGGAAAGGUUCUAAAUAAAAGGCUAUGUCAGCUGGUUAAACUCAUGCUGUUGUGAAUCACUUACACACUGACAUGGCAGUUUGUUUUUUUUACCUUGACUUACUGCUAGGAGCCGGCACUGUGGUGAAGACGUCUAGCAGCAUGCGUUGCUAUAAAGGAGUGGUUAAUGUGAAUGACUUGUGUUGUGAAUCACUUAUCAGAACUAUAUUUACCUUGAGUUAGUGCUACAGUAAGUAUUUAUUGUCACCGCGGCGGGAUACUGGAGCUCUACAGCAGGUUCUACUUCCCAUUUCUCAGAGGGAUAUUUAUGGGUUUCCAUCAGCUGCGAUGUAAGGAAAAGCUGGCUAGCUGGGUCUCUCCCAGGCCGGAGCUGGCUAGCUGGGUCUCUCCCAGGCCGGAGCUGGCUAGCUGGGUCUCUCCCAGGCCAAAGCUGGCUAGCUGGGUCUCUCCCAGGCCAGAGCUGAGCCCUGAAGAACGUGGACUCGGGGGGUGUAAGACAUAACAUAGUAAAGGUAAAUCCGGGGGGGCUUUACAAUUGCCCACGCAUCCAACUACCCUACUUUCGUUUUUUUUUGCCUUAAGGAACCUUCAUUCUUAUGUAACCAAACGAAACGUGUCAUACUCCAUUUGACGUUUGACUAUGUUACGUCUAGUCUGAGACCAGGCCGCCCUGAAGUGGGCAGCAGUGCAAUGAGGAAAAGGUAACGGUCGGUAUAGAGCUGGGCUCAGAGGCACUGAAAUUGCAUUGUCAGUUUGGUCAAAUGGCCCCCCCUGUAGGGAGAGGUGAGAGGUGUGUUCAGAACACUGUCGGUUGAAAGGUACCGGUAGGCCUCUCCUUUUAAAAUACUAUAGUUAAUACCAACACCUCAUAUAUAACUUUUAUUUAACUGUUUUACUGUAAUUUCUCAAACAGCUGACACCUAAAGAGAAAUCAGAAAUGAUAUAGGUUGACUUUCGUUGAUCAGAAUGAAUAAUGUAUUUUUUAUAAAUGUUUUUUUUUUUUUUUUACAAUGUUUCAAUAGGAAACUUAACGAUACACCAUCAUUCUCUUGCUGAUAAGAUGCAGCUGUUUUCUAACCCCUUUGUGCACGUAACAAAAGUGCCACAUUUUUAAAAAGCCGUCUUCAUUACAUAUGGCAGAUCAUAUGAGGCCAUGCGAUCUCAUUGGUGUGUGGCGUGGUGUGAUGUGUUCCAGGGUAUGUUGUCCUCUCCUAGUCUCCGUCCUUCCCAGUAUUGACUAACUGCGGUGGGGUGUAGCGUUUCCUCCUCCCCCCUCCCCUCUCUCGUCUAAAGGCCUGAGCACAGCACUUUUACUACGGCAGCGUCCCAAAUGGCACCCUAUUCCCUACAUAGUGCACUACUUUUGACCAGGGCCCAUAGGGAAUAGGGUGUCGUUUGGGACCCAUACGUACAGGAACAGCUGUGAUCUAAACCUGAGACACCGACACAGGUGCCUGUGUCCAUCACUGGCCUGGCCACACACACACACACACACACACACACACACACACACCCCUACUCUGGUGCCGCUACCUCUAUCUGCUUCACUCAUUCUUACUAAUCACGCUGCAUCUCACUCCAUCUCACCUUCCCUCUGUUUUAACCUGUCACUGCUGCUUUCUAUUAUAAUCUGCUCUGCUAGGCCUUACUGUCUCUGCCUUUCACUCUCUCUCUCUCCGCCUCUGUGUCUCUCUGCCUCUCUCGCUCUCUCUCGCUCUCUCGCUCUCUCUCGCUCUCGCGCUCUCUCGCUCUCUCGCUCUCUUGCUCUCUCGCUCUUUUGCUCUUUCGCUCUCUGUCUCUCUCUCUCGCUCUCGCUCUCUGUCUCUCGCUCUCUGCCUCGCUCUCUCUCUCUCUCUCUGCCUCGCUCUCUCUCUCUCUCUCUCUGCCUCUGCCUCUCUCUCUCGCCCUCUGCCUCUCUCUCGCCCUCUGCCUCUGCCUCUCUCUCUCUCUCUCUCGCCCUCUGCCUCUCUCUCGCCCUCUCUGCCGCCUCAGAAUACCAGUCACACACGAGGGCCUACAUGUGUUGUCUUAGUAGUUGUGGUGUUUCUCUGUAACAGAUGCAGACCAAAUUUAGAGAAGCUGUAACAACACCUUUAGUUCCCUUUUAAUUGCUUCUAGCUUGGGUAGAUCAUAGGUAAUUCACUUGAUGUUAAAAGUAGUUUUUCAUUAGGAAUGCAUUUAAUGUAAUUAUAUUUUUAGGUUUUUGACGUGUUGAGAUUUUUUCCCUGAAAACAAAGAAAACCAGGUGCUUUUUUUCAACAAGCUACGCCUCACUGCAGAAUUAGACUUUUGUCCGUGUUCUCCAAACGCCCGUGUUCUUGUUUCUCCUGCUGCUCUGUAUCGUUCAAUUUCUCCAAACAUCACAUUUCAAAGUUAAUAGUUAAGUUAAGGCUCUCAUUCCGAAUGGUUAAGGUUUGGGAAGGGUUCAAAUAAAACAAAUUGUCCACGACUGGGAUCAAACACACACAACCUUCUAUCCACAACCUUCUGAUCCAGAGUCAUGGGAUUACCCAGGCCUACUUGAUGGUAAUAGCGCUCAAUGUUGCCCCUAGUGGCCAGUUUAAGGCAUUUCUCGACGUCCUCAAGACAUAGAUAGACGUCCAAUUUCAACAUCAAUCUUGAACGACCUGGCUGGCUUUUUUUUUUCUAGGUCUCUACAGUCAAGGAAAGGUGAAAUUAAGCCACUCCACAAGGGAACUGUGUCAUCAGCUAUGGGUUAAUGUUAAUGUGCUGAAUCAAAGAGGCUGGAUCUUAUAGCUUAGUGGAACACGACAGAAACCAAUGAUUAGGGUCUAGAAUCCUCUGUUAAUUUAAGAGCCAAUAGUCUACAGGGAUCUAAAAGGAUCAAUGACCGGAGAGGACAGGGUAAUCAAUGUCUACAGAGACCAGGUCUGCAUCCCAAAUGAGACCGUAUUCCCCGUGUAGUGCACUACUUUUGACCAGAGCUCUAUGGACCCUGGCCAAAAGUAGUGCACUAUAUAAGGAAUAGGGUGCCAUUUGGGAUGCACACAAUGUCUACAUGACAGAAAUCAGUAUUCCAGUCAGGGUUCGGCCCUGCCUGCGACGUUCAGCCCUGUGAUGUUCAGCCCUGUGAUGUUCAACCUGGCUUUGGCUUUCUCUGGCUCGCUCUCCUUUUAGUGAUCUGAUGUUGAACACUUUGUACUCUGAGUGAUCUGAGACUUUGACACGUUUCGUUAAGCCUCUGGGACAAGGCUGAGUAAGGCCCUUUAUUAAACUAAACACGUUCUGGGACAAGGCUGAGUAAGGCCCUUUAUUAAACACGUUCUGGUAUCUCCUCUCUCUUCAUACCAUCUCCACUGUGUGUGUGUAUCAACAGCCUCUGUGUACAUCAAGAGUUUUUUAAAGGACACUUCUCAAAUGGCACCCUAUCCACUACAUAGUGCACUUUAUUUGACCAGAGCCCAUAGGGGAUAGGGUGCCAUUUGGGAAACACCCACUUACACUGCUGUAGCAGGCCUGGCAGGGUAGGGACUGAGUGCACGUGUGGUAUGAGGUUCAUAUUUACAGCCUGUUCCCUACGGAGUGUGAUGCAGGGUAGGGACUGAGUCUGUUCCCUACGGAGUGUGAUGCAGGGUAGGGACUGAGUCUGUUCCCUACGGAGUGUGAUGCAGGGUAGGGACUGAGUCUGUUCCCUACGGAGUGUGAUGCAGGGUAGGGACUGAGCCUGUUCCCUACGGAGUGUGAUGCAGGGUAGGGACUGAGCCUGUUACCUACGGAGUGUGAUGAUGUGGCUGUAACUCAUGUCUGUCAUCCAACUUAUUUACAUGACAUCAUCGAAAAUCAAUCACGCUCGUAUCAUCAUCCUGUACAGUCACGGUCAAUGACCUGUGGUGCUGCUCGCUCCUGUACAGUCACGGUUAAUGACCUGUGGUGCUGCUCGCUCCUGUACAGUCACGGUCAAUGACCUGUGGUGCUGCUCGCUCCUGGACAGUCACGGUCAAUGACCUGUGGUGCUGCUCGCUCCUGUACAGUCACGGUUAAUGACCUGUGGUGCUGCUCGCUCCUGUACAGUCAUGGUUAAUGACCUGUGGUGCUGCUCGCUCCUGUACAGUCACGGUUAAUGACCUGUGGUGCUGCUCGCUCCUGUACAGUCACAGUUAAUGACCUGUGGUGCUGCUCGCUCCUGUACAGUCACGGUUAAUGACCUGUGGUGCUGCUCGCUCCUGUACAGUCACGGUCAAUGACCUGUGGUGCUGCUCGCUCCUGUACAGUCACGGUCAAUGACCUGUGGUGCUGCUCGCUCCUGUACAGUCACGGUCAAUGACCUGUGGUGCUGCUCGCUAAUAUAAUCUACAGUAACAACUGCUCCCCAGGUGCCGACGACAUGGACGCCGAUUUAAUACAGCCCUCCGCACCUCUCUGAUUCAGAGGGGUUGGGUUAAAUGCGGAAGACAUACAGUGCAUUGGGAAAGUAUUCAGACCCCUUGACUUUCUCCACUGUUGCUUGACAGCCUUAUUCUAAAAUUGAUUAAAUCGUUUUUUUCCCCCUCAUCAAGCUACACACAAUACCUCCAUAAUGACAAAGCAAAAACAGGUUUAGAAAUGUUUGCAAAUAAAUAAAAAAACUGAAAUCACAUUUAUAUAAGUAUUCAGACCCUUUACUCAGUACUUUGUUGAAGCACCUUCGGCAGCGAUUACAGCCUUCAGUGUCCCAUUCUUCUCUGCAGAUCCUCUCAAGCUAUUUUCAGGUCUCUCCAGAGAUGUUCGAUUGGGUUCAAGUCCGGGCUCUGGCUGGGCCACUCAAGGACAUUCAGAGACUUGUCCCGAAGCCGCUCCUCUGUUGUCUUGGCUGUGUGCUUAGGGUCGUUGUCCUGUUGGAAGGUGAACCUUCGCCCCUGUCUGAGGUCUUAGUGCUCUGAAGCAGGUUUUCAUCAAGGAUCUCUGUACUUUGCUCCGUUAAUCUUUCCCUCGAUCCAGACUAGUCUCCCAGUCCCUGCCGCUGAAAAACAUCCCCACAGCAUGAUGCUGCCACCACCAUGCUUUACCGUAGGGAUGGUGCCAGGUUUCCUCCAGACAUGACGCUUGGCAUUCAGGCCACAGAGUUCAAUCUUGGUUUCAUCAGACCAGAGAAUCUUGUUUCUCAUGGUCUGAGAGUCCUUAAGGUGCCUUUUGGCAAAAUCCAAACCGGGCUGUCAUGUGCCUUUUUUUUAUUGAGGAUUGGCUUCCGUCUGGCCACUACCAUAAAGGCCUGAUUGGUGGAGUGCUGCAGAGAUGGUUGUCCUUCUGGAAGGUUCUCCCAUCUCCACAGAGGAACUCUGGAGCUCUGUCAGAGUGACCAUCGGGUUCUUGGUCACCUCCCUGACCAAGGCCCUUCUCCCCCGAUUGCUCAGUUUGGCCGGGCGGCCAGCUCUAGGAAGAGUCUUGGUGGUUCCAAACUUCUUCCAUUUAAGAAUGAUGAAGGCCACUCUUUUUUUGGGGGGGACCUUCAAUGCUGCAGAAAUGUUUUGGUACCCUUCCCCAGAUCUGCGCCUCGAUGCAAUCCUAUCUCUGAGCUCUACAGACAAUUCCUUCGACCUCAUGGCUUGGUUUUUGCUCUGACAUGCACUGUCAACUGUGAGACCUUAUAUAGACAGGUGUAGAAACAGCUCAUGGAUUAUCAAUGGAAACAGGAUGCACCUGAGCUCAAUUUCGAGUCUCAUAGCAAAGGGUCUGAAUACUUAUGUAAAUAAGGUAUUUCCUCUUAUUUUUUAAUAUACAUUUGCAAAAAGUGUCUAAACCUGUUCACUUUGUCAUUGUGGGGUAUUGUGUGUAGAUUUAUGAUGAAAAACAGCUAUUUAAUCCAUUUUAGAAUAAGGCUGUGACGUAACAAAGUGGAAAAAGUGAAGUGGUCUGAAUACUUUCCGAAUGCACUGUAUUUUGGUUGAAUGCAUUCAGUUGUCCAACUGACUCUCUUUCCCUAAGAUAAUCUAACAGAGGAGUUUUGCUGCUAAUAUCAUGUAGGGUAACUUUCUGAUAAUGAGGGACUGCAGUGGCUCUGCGGCUCGUGGGGUUUAGUGUAUAGAUGGUUACCCAGCCUCUCAUGCGUCCCAAAUGGCGCCCUAUUCGGGCCCAUAGGACUCUAGUGAAAAGUAGCGCUUCAUGUAGGGAAUAGGGUGACGUUUGGGGCGAAGUCUCUCUCUCUCUCUCUCUCUCUCUCUCUCUCUCUCUCUCUCUCUCUCUGUCUCUCUCUCUGUCUCUCUGUCUCUCUGUCUCUCUGUCUCUCUCUCUCUCUCUCUGUCUCUCUGUCUCUCUGUCUCUCUGUCUCUCUGUCUCUCUGUCUCUCUGUCUCUCUCUCUCUCUCUCUCUCUCUCUCUGUGGUGUCCUUUCGUGAGUUAACUUCACUUCAAAGCUUUGGUCCACAUCUGUAGUGGAUCACAAGAAAGUGAUGUCAUAGUGCUAUUCAGAAACUCUUACCCCAUGUCCUCAUUGUGGUGUGGGGAACUGUCUGGCUAGACACAGACAGAAAGACAGACCCCUCUACAGAUCAUUAGACGGCGAUAACAGACCCAAACAUGAAUCCUCUUGUUGACUUUGUAUGUAUAUUUAGUCAAUACACUAGUUGACAGUGUUAAAAGGUUCGCUAGCUAGUGGUAAAAGCAAGAUAGGACACAUCUCUGUUGUUUACCUGUUGAUUUGGUGUGCACAUACUAGGCCCUAGAACGUUUCACUGUGCACUUUCAUCUCUCUGAUCCAAGUCCUAUUCUUAACCAAUAUGUUCCCUACUGACUAGAUAUCCUCCUGUUCUUCCCUUUAGACCAGCUACUGACUAGAUAUCCUCCUGUUCUUCCCUUUAGAUCAGCCCUGCUACUGACUAGAUAUCCUCCUGUUCUUCCCUUUAGAUCAGCCCUGCUACUGACUAGAUAUCCUCCUGUUCUUCCCUUUAGACCAGCCUGCUACUGACUAGAUAUCCUCCUGUUCCCCUUAGACAGCUACCGGAACUAGAUAUCCUCCUGUUCUUCCCUUUAGCCAGCCCUGCUACUGACUAGAAUCCUCCGUUCUUUUUUUUGAUCAGCCCUGCUAUGCUAAUACCUCCUUUCUUCCUUUUUUAGACCACCCCUGCAGACAGAAUCCCCCUGUUUUUCCCUUUUGACCACCCCUGCCUACUAAUAUCCCCCUGUUCUUCCCUUUAGAUCAGCCCUUUACUGAUAAUAUCCUGUUCUUCCCUUAGAUCACCCUGCUACUGACUAGAUUCCUCCUUUCUUCCCUUUAAUCAGCCCUGCUACUGCUAGUUCCCCUCCGUUUUUCCCUUUAGACCGCUACUGACUAAUUCCUCCGGUUUUUCCCCCUUUAGACCACCUGUCGACUAGUACCCCCUGUUCUUCCCUUUUUAGCCCACCCUGCUACUGAAAAUUUAUCCUCCCCCUGUUUUUCCCCUUUAGAUCACCCCCUGCACUGACUAGAUAUCCCCCCUUUUUUCCCCCCUUUUAAUCAGCCCUGCACUGACUAGAUACCCCCUUUCUCCCUUUAUCACCCUGCUUGACUAAUAUCCUCCUGUUUUUUCCCUUUUUAACCAGCCCUCACUACUAGAUACCUCCUGUUUUUCCCUUUAACCACUACUGACUAGAUUCCUCCUGUUUUUCCUUUAGAUCACCCUAGACUAAUACCCUCCUGUUUUUCCCCCUUUAGAUCACCCGAGAUAGAUAUCCCCUUUUUUUUUCCCCUUUAGACCACCCUUAUGCUAGAUUCCUCCUUUUUUUCCCUUUGGGACCACUACUGACUAAAUCCCCCCUUUCUUCCCUUUUAAAACCAGCUACUGACUAAAUUCCCCCUGUUCUUCCCUUUUAACCACCCGGGCUACUGACUAAUACCCCCCUGUUUUUCCCUUUAGAUCCCCUGACUGCUAGAAUCCUCCUGUUUUUUCCCCUUUGAUCAGCCCUGCACGAUAAUACCUCCUGUUUUUCCCCUUUUUUAGAACCCCUGCUACUGACUAGAUUCCCCCGUUCUUUUUUUAGCCCAGCCCUGCUACUGACUGAUAUCCCCCUUUUUUUUCCUUUUAAUCAGCCCUGUUUUAUGACGAUACCUCCUUUUUUCCCCUUUAGAUACCCUGUCUGAUAAACCCUCCUGUUUUUCCCCUUUUUAGAUCAGCCCUGCUACUGCUAGUUCCCUCUUUUCUUCUUUAGACCUGCUAUGACUAAUAUCCUCCUUUCCCCUUUUUUAACCAGCCCUGCUACUGACUAAUAUCCCCUGUUCUUCCUUUUUAACCAGCCCGCAAACCGCUAGAUAUCCUCCUGUUUUUUUCCCUUUUAGAUCACCCUGUACGACUAGAUACCCCCUGUUCUUUCCCUUUAGUCACCCUGCUAGAUUUAGUACCCUCCUUUUUUUCCCUUUAAUCCCCCCGCUAUUUGAUGGAUUUCCCCUCCUGUUCUCCCUUUUUAGACCACCCUGCUACUGACUGAUAUCCCCCUGUUCUUUUUUUAGAUCACCCGCUCUAAAAUUAUCCCCCUUUUUUUCCCUUUAGAUCCCCUCUACUACUAGAUAUCCCUCCUGUUCUCCCUUUAAGACCAGCCCUGCUCUGACUAGAUAGCCUCCUGUUCUUCCCUUGAAUCAGCCCUGCUACUGACUAGAUAUCCUCCUGUUCUUCCUUUAGAUCACCCCGCUAACUGACUAGAUCUCCUCCUGUUCUUUUCCUUUAGACCUGCUACUGACGAGAACCUCCUGGUUCUUACCCUUUUAGAUCGCCCUGCUAUUGACUCAUUGAACAUUAUUGCAUUGUUGUGUCUCACUGAUAGUAGCUUAUCUCAGACAAUACGUUACAUGCUUGUCUAUGGGACCAUAUUUGAAUAAGCACAGUAUCGGUUAUGGCAGAUGUUUGUUCCAUUUAACCCUGAAAAUAUUCAGAGACAACCGCGAGAGGAUAUAGUAGGUGAUAUUAUUAUUUUUCACAUGUACUUAUGCAGCCAUACUGUUGGGUGAAACAGAAAGGCUGAAUAAUGUUCCGUGGGAUUUGAUGUGUUUUUGUGUCGGUGACCGGCAUUAAUAGGCCAAAGGUCAUAUUUCUGUAUGAUUGAGCGCCCCUGUUGAGACCCUCAAACCCCCCCCCCCCCCCCCCCCCCCCCCCCCCCUCUCUCUCUCUCUCCGUCUACAGCUGACCCCCGGGGGUAAGGCCGUGCAGGCCGGUGUGGGCGUAGGAGAUUGGGUGGUGUCCAUUGGGGAGACCAACGCAGAAGACAUGACCCAUGUGGAGGCACAGAACAAGAUCAGAGCAGCAGAGCAGUCGCUCACCCUCACCCUCAGCAAGUAAGAUACUAUAACCAUACUAUACUCACCCUCAGCAAGUAAGAUACUAGAACCAUACUAUACUCACCCUCAACAAGUAAGAUAUUAUAACCAUACUAUACUCACCCUCAACAAGUAAGAUAUUAUAACCAUACUAGACUCACCCUCAGCAAGUAAGAUACUAUAACCAUACUAUACUCACCCUCAGCAAGUAAGAUACUAUAACCAUACUAUACUCACCCUCAGAAGAUAAGAUUAUAUAAUUAUACAAUACUGUAUACAGUGGCUUGCGUAAGUAUUCCCCCCCUUGGCAUUUUUCCUAUUUUGUUGCCUUACAACCUGGAAUUAAAAUUGAUUUUGGGGGGGUUUGUAUCAUUUGAUUUACACAACAUGCCUACCACUUUGAAGAUGCAAAAUAUGUUUUAUUGUGAAACAAGCUCCUUGGUCUUCAUGGUGCUGCUUGCUUGGUGGUCUUGCUUGGUGGUGCUGCUUGCUUGCUUGGUGGUGCUGCUUGCUUGGUGGUGUUGCAGACUCUGGGGCCUUUCAGAACAGGUGUGUGUGUAUAUACUGAGAUCAUGUGAAAGAUCAUGUGACACUUCGAUUGCACACAGGUGGACUUUAUUUAACUAAUUAUGUGACUUCUGAAGGUAAUUGGUUGCACCAGAUCGUAUUUAGGGGCUUCAUAGCAAAGGGGGUGAAUACAUAUGCACACACCACUUUUCAGUUAUUUUUUUUUUUCACUUCACCAAUUUGGACUAUUUUGUGUAUAUGUCCAUUUGAUGAAAUCCAAAUCAAAUUCAAUUUAAAUUACAGGUUGUAAUGCAACAAAAUAGGAAAAACGCCAAGGGGGAAGGAUACUUUUGCAAGGCGCUGUAUAUACCAUACUCUACUCACCCUCAGCACAUAAGAUGAUAUAAUUAUACCAUACUGUACAAUGCAUUUGGAAAGUAUUCAGACCCCUUGUUCCCCCCCCCACCCCACAUUUUGCUACGUUACAGCCUUAUUCUAAAAUGUAUUAAAUAUUUAUAUUUUUUCAUCAAUCUACACAUAAUACCCCAUAAUGACAAAGGGAAACAGGUUUUAGAAGUGUUUGGAAAUAACAAAAAUAUAAAAAUAAAAACCCACCUUUUUAUUUACAUAAGUAUUCAGACCAUUUGCUUUGAGACUUGAAAUUGAGCUCGGGUGCAUCCUGUUUCCAUUGAUCAUCCUUGAGAUGCUUCUCCAAUUGAUUGGAGUCCACCUAUGGUAAAUUCAAUUGUUUGGAUAUGAUUUGUAAAGGCACACACCUGUCUAUAUAAGGUCCCACAGUUGACAGUGCAUGUCAGAGCAAAAUCCAAGCCGUGAGGUCGAAGGAAUUGUCCGUAGAGUACUGAGACAGGAUUGUCGAGGCACAGAUCUAGGGAAGGGUACCAAAACAUUUCUGCAGCAUUGAAGGUCCCCAAGAACACAGUGGCCUCCUUCAUUCUUAAAUGGAAGAAAUGUGGAACCACCAAGACUCUUCCUAGAGCUGGCCGCCCGGCCAAACUGAGCAAUCGGGGGAGAAGGGCCUUGGUCAGGGAGGUGACCCUGAACUCGAUGGUCACUCUGACAGAGUUUCUCUGUGGAGAUGGGAGAAACUUCCAGAAGGACAACCAAUCAGGCCUUUAUGGUAGAGGGGUCAGACAGAAGCCACUCCUCAGUAAAAGGCACAUGACAGCCCGCUUGGAGUUUGCCAAAAGGCACCUAAAGGACUCUGACCAUGAGAAACCAGAUUCUCUGGUCUGAUGAAACCAAGAUUGAACUCUUUGGCCUGAAUGCCAAGCGUCAUGUCUGGAGGAAACCUGGCACCAUCCCUAUGGUGGUGGUGGUGGUAGCAUCAUGCUGUGGGGAUGUUUUUCAGCGGCAGGGACUGGGAGACUAGUCAGGAUCGAGGGAAGGAUGAAAAUAGUUAUUUCUUAGUGUAGAUUGAUGAGGGGAAAAAACAUUUUUAACCAAUUUUAAAAUAAGGCUGUAAUGUAACAAAAUGUGGAAAAAGUCAAGGGGUCUGAAUACUUUCUGAAGGCACUGUAUCUACCAUACUAUACUCAUCCCAGCAAGUAAGAAUAAUACUAUAUACUAUACUCUCACUUACCCUCGGCAAGAACAAAUCCUACCGAACAAUAAUACUAUACUAUAUUAUACUGAUUAUAUACUAUAUUAUGCCCACUGUACCAUGCCAGAAUAUACCAUGCAUACUAAACCAUAAAACAUCAUGAAAGAACCCACCACACACAGGAAGGAUUCAUUAUAACAAACGCACAGCAGUGAUAAUUUCUCCCAGCUAGCAAGAUCAUACACCCACAGAAACACAAUGCAUUAUUUAGACUGAAUGCAGUACAGAGGAGUGGCUCGUGAUGUCUUGCUUUCUAAUUCAAUUGGAAAAUCCAUUCAAUGAGAUUUAAAUCACUUUGAAAGUAAAAUUAGAUUUGCUUGGCUUUAUUUAGCUGAGUUAUUUUGAUCCGGACUGGGGUUGGGUAACGUUCUCCUCCUACGCCAGAGAACAUACCUGCUAGCUACAGAGGCACCCCAGUAUUGCCAUCUAUUAUAUCUAUAUUGUAUCUGAACAACAACUUCUCCCUCAAUGAGAUGAUCUACUACAGGAAAAGGAGGGCAGAACACGCCCCAAUUCACAUCCACUGGGCUGUAGUGGAGCAGGUUGAGAGCUUCAAGUUCCUUGGUGUCCACAUCACCAACAUACUAACAUUGUCCAAGCACAACAACACCGUCGUGAAGAGGGCACAACAACGUCUAUUCCCCCUCAGGAGACUGAAAAGAUUUGGCAUGGGUCCUCAGAUCCUCAAAAAGUUCUACAGCUGCACCAUCGAGAGCAUCCUGACUGGUUGCAUCACCGCUUGGUACGGCAACUGCUCGGCCUCCGACCGCAAGGCACUACAGAGGGCAGUGUGUAUGGCCCAGUACAUCACUGGGGCCAAGCUUCCUGCCAUUAUUAUCCAGGACCUCUAUACCAGGCGGUGUCAGAGGAAGGCCCUAAAAAUGGUCAGACUCCAGCCACCCUAGUAAUAGACUGCUACUGCACAGCAAGCGGUACCGGAGCGCCAAGUCUAGGUCCAAAAGGCUUCUUAACAGCUUCUACCUCCAAGCCUUAAGACUGCAGAACAGCUAAUCAAAUGGCUACCCAGACUAUUUGGAUUGACCCCCCCCCCCCCCCCCUUUUUUUAUGCUGCUGCUACUUGCUAUCUCAACCCUAGUCUUCGUGCAGACACAGGCAGGGGGUAUUUAUGCACUGCUUCCAUUGGAAACAGAAAGGCAACCGGAAAUCCAGUGACGGAUCUGAAUCUAAGUGCUCUCGAGGCAAUUUAUCACAAAUUGUCUCCACCACAAAAGAGAGAACAAAAUGACUGAGCUCCUUUUUUGAGAUCAAGGCACUGAAACCUUCAAGGGGAUAUGUGCUUCCUACCAACUGAAGUGGCUAUCCCUAACAAAUCAAUGUAACACAUGUACCAGUACUUAAAAACCCCCAAUGAUUAGGAAAUAGGCACAAACAAAUGGCUUUGUAGACCAACACACAGGGGACAAAGGCUGCUUCCCUUCCAGCAUCCACCAAAACAAAACCACUAAAGCUUACACAAUCAAGGAAAAACCCUGAAAAAAAAUGAAUGCAUGAGACUCUUAAAGUUUGGCUUUAACAAAGACUACCAAACAAAUAGUACCACGUUGCAUUCUAAGAACUGUAGCAACAUAGUAGAACCCAAAUUUGGCACAAAUUACUACCCCUACAAGGUGCUCCAAGCUGACCGUGAACAAAACGUAAACCAAACAAAACUAAUUAGGCAAAUAACAUACCACCAAAACCUCAGAUUGGACGAGCCCCCACUGUGUUACGACCUGGCUCAUAUAGUUCGUAACAUCAAAGGGAGAGCACAAAUGACUUAAAUGUAAAAGGAAUACUUUUUUAAUGAGAGGGAGAGAGAGGGAGAGAUUUAAAAUUUGGCAGUACUAUUUAUAAACUGACUGACGGGCCAAAACAGGACAUAGUCUAAAACAUUUCAAAAAGUUCCUGAAAUGUUAUGAACGACACCCUGUACCAACACCUCUUUUUUGGUGAACUGUAUCUUUUAAACAAACAUUGUGCUUGACCUUAAAGGUUAUGUGGCAGGUGUGUACCAUGCAUAAGCAUUUUUAAAAACCUUUUUGUGUGACUAUACAGUAUAUGCGGUGAUACUGUAGGCCUAGUUUUCUGUAACUGUACGGAUAUUUGUAUUUAUUAUGGAUCCCCAUUAGUUCCUGCCAAGGCAGCAGCAACUCUUCCAGGGGUCCAGCAAAAUUAAGGCAGUUCAUACAAUUUUUAAACAUUACAAUACAUUCACAGAUUUCACAACACACUGUGUGCCCUCAGGCCCCUACUCUACUACCACAUAUCUACAGUACAAUAUCCAUGUGUACGUGUGUGUAUAGUGCAUAUGUUAUUGUGUGUGUGUGUGUGUAUGUAUGUGUCUGUGCCUAUGUUUGUGUUGAUUCACAGUCCGCGCUGUUCCAUAAGGUGUAUUUUUAUGUUUUUUCAAAUCUGAUUCUACUGCUUGCAUCAGUUACCUGAUGUGGAAUAGAGUUCCAUGUAGUCAUGGCUCUAUGUAGUACUGUGCGCCUCCCAUAGUCUGUUCUGGACUUGGGGACUGUGAAGAGACCUCUGGUGGCAUGUCUUGUGGGGUAUGCAUGGGUGUCUGAGCUGUGUGCUAGUCGUUGAAACAGACAGCUCGGUGCACCCAACAUGUCAACACCUCUCAUAAACACAAGUAGUGAUGAAGUCAAUCUCUCCUCCACUUUGAGCCAGGAGAGAUUGACAGACAUAUUAUUGUUAGCUCUCUGUGUACAUCCAAGGGCCAGCUGUGCUGCCCUGUUCAGAGCCAAUUGUAAUUUUCUCUCUUUGUGGCAUCUGACGACACGACUGAACAGUAGUCCAGGUGUGACAAAACUAGGGCCUGUAGGACCUGCCUUGUUGAUGGUUAUUAUUAAGAAGGCAGAGCAGCCCUUUAUUAUGGACAUGAACUGUGUUAUUCAACUACAUGUCGAGCAAAACAUCUUUAUCGUGUGGCUCAGUUGGUGCUUGCAAUCCCAGGGUUGUGGGUUCAAUUCCCACGAGGGACCAGUACGAAAAAUGUAUGCACUCACAUCCCUGUAAGUCACUCAGGAUAAAAGCUAAAUGACUAAAAUGUCAAUGUAAUGUCUGUGUACAUGCUGUUGAUGAUGUUGUGAAUAAAUGGGUCACCGCUGUGCUCUGUUUGAUUGUGUGUCGGGUUUCUCAGUCUCAGGCGGUGGUUAUAAUUGAUUAGGCAGGUCUGUACUAGUCGGUAGUGAAUCUGAUGUCACACGGACAUGUCUCUCUCGCCACAGUUUCCUCCCCGCGUAACCCAACUCCUUCUAAAGAAGAACUAUUGAAUAUAACACUGAUUUCUCCUCCUACCCGUGACACUCGCCCCCCUCUCUUCCUACUCCUCCGUGACACUCGCCCCUCUCUUCCUACUCCUCCGUCACAACAGACAAUAAAGCUCCCGUUGAGUUGCAUUUUGGCUGGAACACGUCUCUUAGUGCAGGAGCUGUUCUAUCCUUGUUGUCUUUCUCUCAGGGUUCCACAGUUUAGUUUUCAGAUGAGUUAGGAGGACAGUUUUAUGACUGAAUAUUGGUGUGUUGGCUUUGGUUUGGGGCCUAGUUUUAUAUCCCAUGGCUAUGAUAAAGUAUUAUCCUAGUUUUAGGAUGUGGUCCUUUUGUAGCUCAGUUGAUAGAGCAUGGUGCUUGUAACGCCAGAGUAGUGUGUUCGAUUCCCAAACAUGUCUAACAAUCUGUUUUCGCUUUGUCAUUAUGGGGUAUUGUGUGUAGAUUGAGAGGAAAAAAUAAUUUUAAUCUAUUUUGUCAUGUGGAAAAAGUCAAGGGGUGAGUACUUUCCGAAGGCACUGUAUAUACAGGGAGUACCAGAUCAAUGUGGAGCUAUAUACAGGGAGUACCAGUACCAGAUCAAUGUGGUACCAGUACCGGAUCAAUGUGGAGCUAUAUACAGGGAGUACCAGUACCAGAUCAAUGUGGAGCAAUAUACAGGGAGUACCAGUACCAGAUCAAUGUGCAGAGGUACUAGGUAUUUGAAGGCAGGGUAAAGUGACUAGGCAUCAGGAUAGAUAAUACUAAGAUAUUUGAGGUAGAUAUGUACAUGAAGGCAUGGUAAAGAUGGCGUAGCAGUGCGGUCGUGUACUCUAGUGUGUCCGUGUAAAUAGCCUGUUUUUUUUUCUUUUGUCUCUUUUUCGUAUAUAUUUCUCAAUCACACUUUUCAUCCUUCUACAAAAUAUACUUUCCUGCAACCCGCCUCACCCAAUGUGAAACAGAUUCUAUUAUUUAUUUUACCUUUUUAUCCAGAACCUCCAGUUGAAACUAGCCAGCUAACUAGCUACUUGCUAUUAGCCACCGGUAGCGUUUUUCACCAUUGUCCGUGGCCUGCACUACCUACCAGCCAGCUCUAGUCUGGACUAUUAUCGGCCAGUCUGCACAGCGCGCUAUCGACCAAGAACAUAUCGGAUUUUCUGCCGGAAUCACUGGACAUUAACACCGGAUCAUCGCAACUAGCUAGCUGCAACCGAAUGGAUGUUGUUGGCUAAUCACCACUCAUCACCACUGCCCCCGACGCAAGCACCAGUUAGCCUUGAGCUAGCCUCGAGCCACACCCAUCUCCCGGCUAUCUACCUCUCUGUCAACCGGACAGGACCUCCUAGUGUCGACACGGAGCCCCACCGAUCCAUCACGACUGGUCUGCCGACAUAAUCGUCUGAUGUGGUUUCAACAGGCUUCCCUUUGUGACGACCACGAAGAUCCAUUUAGCCUCAGCCCAAACUUUCGUCGCCAUUACCAGUUGUUGUCUUAGCCCUCUCUAAUAACACCUGUGAUUGCUUUAUGCCUCUCUCCCAUGUCAAUAUGCCUUGCCUGUUGCUGUUCCGGUUAGUUCUUAUUAUACAAUUUCACUGUAGAGCCCCCAGUCCCGCUCAACCAGCCUCAGAGCUCCUUUGUCCCACCCCCCAUACACGCGGAGACCGGCUUAAUCGGUGCCUCCAGUGAUGCUAUCUCUUUCAUCGUUACCCAACGCUUAGGUUUACCUCCACUGUACUCAUAUCCUUCCAUAUCCUUGUCUGUACAUAAUGCCCUGAAUCUAUUCUACAACGCCCGGAAAUCUGCCCCUUUAAUUCUCUGUACCCAACGCACUAGAAGACCGGUUCUUAAAGCCUUUAGCCGUAUCCUUAUUCUACUCCUCCUCUGUUCCUCUGUUGAUGUAGAGGUUAACCCAGGCCCUGUAGCCCCCAGUAUCACUCCUGCUCCCCAGGCGCUAUCAUUUGUUGACUUCUGUAACCGUAAAAGCCUUGUUUUUUUUGCAUGUUAACAUCAGAAGCCUCCUCCCUAAGUUUGAGUUACUCACUGCAUUAGCACACUCCGCCAACCCUGAUGUUCUAGCAGUGUCUGAAUCCUGGCUUAGGAAGACCACCAAAAACUCUGAAAUUUCCAUCCCCAACUACAACAUUUUCCGUCUAGAUAGAACUGCCAAAGGGGGCGAGUUGCAAUCUACUGUAGAGAGAGCCUGCAGAGCUCUAUCAUACUAUCCAGGUCUGUGCCCAAACAGUUUGAGCUUCUACUUCUAAAAAUCCACCUUUCCAGAAAUACAUCUCUCACUGUUGCCGCUUGCUACAGACCCCCCUCAGCCCCCAGCUGUGCCCUGGACACCAUAUGUGAAUUGAUUGCCCCCCAUCUAUCCUCAGAGAUCGUACUGCUUGGUGACCUAAACUGGGAUAUGCUUAACACCCCGGGCGUCCUACAAUCUAAACUAGAUGCCCUCAAUCUCACACAAAUUAUCAAGGAACCUACCAGGUACAACCCUAAAUCUGUAAACAUGGGCACCCUCAUAGAUAUCAUCCUGACUAAUUUACCCUCUAAAUACACCUCCGCUGUCUUCAACCAGGAUCUCAGCGAUCACUAUGGGUCCGCGGUCAAACGACCACCCCUCAUCACUGUCAAAUGCUCCCUAAAACACUUUAGCGAACAGGCCUUUCUAAUUGACCUGGCCCGGGUAUCCUGGAUGGAUAUUGACCUCAUUCCGUCAGUAGAGGAUGCCUGGAUGUUCUCAAAAGUGCUUUCUUCUCCAUCUUAAAUAAGCAUGCCCCAUUCAAAAAAUUCUGAACUAAGAACAGAUAUAGCCCCUGGUUCACCCCAGACUUGACUGCCCUUGACCAGCACAAAAACAUCCUGUGGCGUACUGCAUUAGCAUUGAACAGCCCCCACGAUAUGCAUUUUUUCUGGGUAGUCAGGAACCAAUAUACACAAUCAGUCAGGAAAGCAAAGGCUAGCUUUUUCAAACAGAAAUCUGCAUUCUGUAGCACUAACUCCAAAACAUUUUGAGACGCUGUAAAGUCCAUGGAGAAUAAGAGCACCUCCUCCCAGCUGCCCACUGCACUGAGGCUAGGAAACACUGUCACCACCGAUAAAUCUACGAUAAUCGAGAAUUUCAAUAAGCAUUUUGCUACGGCUGUCCAUGCUUUCCACCUGGCUACCCCUACACUGGCCACCAGCUCUGUCCCCCCCCCCCCCCCCCCCCCCCCCCCCCCCCCCCCCCCCUGCAUCUCCUUCACCCACAUCCAGAUAGCUGAUGUUCUGAAAGAGCUGCAAAAUCUGGACCCCUACAAAUCAGCUGGGCUAGACAAUCUGGACCCUUUUCUUUCUAAAAUUAGCAGCCGAAAUUGUAGCAACCCCUAUUACCAGCCUGUUCAACCUCUCUUUCGUAUCGUCUGAGAUCCCCAGAGAUUGGAAAGCUGCUGCGGUCAUCCACCUCUUCAAAGGAGGUGACACUCUAGAUCCAAAUUGUUACAGACCUAUAUCCAUCCUGCCCUGCCUUUCGAAAGUAUUUGAAAGCCAAAUUAACAAACAGAUCACCAUCCAUUUCGAAUCCAACUGUACCUUCUCCGCUAUGCAAUCUGGUUUCCGAGCUGGUCAUGGGUGCACCUCAGCCACGCUAAAGGUCCUAAACGAUAUUAUAACCGUGAUCGAUAAAAGACAGUACUGUGCAGUCGUCUUCAUCGACCUGGCCAAGGCUUUCGACUCUGUCAAUCACUGCAUUCUUAUUGGCAGACCUAAAUAGCCUGGGUUUCUCAAAUGACUGCCUCGCCUGGUUCACCAACUACUUCUCAGAUAGAGUUCAAUGUGUCAAAUCGGAGGGCCUGUUGUCUGGACCUCUGGCAGUCUCUAUGGGGGUGCCACAGGGUUCAAUUCUCGGGCCGACUCUAUUCUCUGUGUAUGUCAAUGAUGUCGCUCUUGCUGCUGGUGACUCUCAGAUCCACCUCUAUGCAGACAAUACCCUUUUGUAUACAUCUGGCCCUUCAUUGGACACUGUGUUAACAAACCUCCAAACGAGCUUCAAUGCCAUAAAGCACUCCUUCCGUAGCCUCCAACUGCUCUUAAACGCUAGUAAAACUAAAUGCCUGCUCUUCAAUCGAACGCUGCUUGCACCCGCCUGCCCGACUAGAAUCACUACUCUCGGCGGGUCUGACUUAGAAUAUGUGGACAACUACAAAUACCUAGGUGUCUGGUUAGACCGUAAACUCUCCUUCCAGACUCACAUUAAGCAUCUCCAAUCCAAAGUGAAAUCUUGAAUCGGCUUCCUAUUUUGCAACAAAGCCUCCUUCACUCAUGCUGCCAAACAUGCCCUCGUAAAACUGACUAUCCUGCCGAUCCUUGACUUCGGCAAUGUCAUUUACAAAAUAGCCUCCAACACUCUACUCAGCAAAUUGGAUGUAGUCUAUCACAGUGCCAUCCGUUUUGUCACCAAAGCCCCAUAUACUACCCACCAUUGUGACCUGUACGCUGUCGUUGGCUGGCCCUCACUACAUAUUCGUCGCCAAACCCACUGGCUCCAGGUCAUCUAUAAAUCACUGCUAGGCAAAUCCCCGCCUUAUCUUAGCUCAUUGGUCACCAUUGCAACACCCACCCGUAGUAUGCGCUCCAGCAGGUAUAUCUCAUUGGUCAUCCCCAAAGCCAACACCUCCUUUGGCCGCCAUUCCUUCCAGUUCUCUGCUGCAAAUGACUGGAACGAAUUGCAAAAAUCUCUGAAGCUGGAGACACUUAUCUCCCUCACUAACUUUAAGCAUCAGUUGUCAGAGCAGCUUACCGAUCACUGCACCUGUACACAGCCCAUCUGAAAUUAGCCCACCCAACUACCUCAUCCCCCAUAUUGUUAUUUAUUUUGCUCAUUUGCACUCCAGUAUCUCUAUUUGCACAUCUUCUUCUGCACAUCUAUCACCCCAGUGUUAAUACUAAAUUGUAAUUAUUUUGCACUAUGGCCUAUUUAUUGCCUUACCUCCAUAACUUACUACAUUUGCACACACAGUAUAUAGAUUUUAUUUUGUGUUAUUGACUGUAUGUUUUGUUUUAUCCCAAGUGUAACUCUGUGUUGUUUUUAUCGCACUGCUUUGCUUUAUCUUGGCCAGGUCGCAGUUGUAAAUGAGAACUUGUUCUCAACUGGCUGGUUAGUGUUACCAACUGGCUUACCUGGUUAAAUAAAGGUGGGAAAAAAAAAAAAUGACUGACUAGGCAUCAGGAUAGAUAAUAAUAAGGUAUUUGAGGUAGAUAUGUACAUGAAGGCAGGGUAAAGUGACUAGGCAUCAGGAUAGAUAAUAAUAAGGUAUUUGAGGUAGAUAUGUACAUGAAGGCAGGGUAAAGUGACUAGGCAUCAGGAUAGAUAAUACUAAGGUAUUUGAGGUAGAUAUGUACAUGAAGGCAGGGUAAAGUGACUAGGCAUCAGGAUAGAUAAUACUAAGGUAUUUGAGGUAGAUAUGUACAUGAAGGCAGGGUAAAGUGACUAGUCAUCAGGAUAGAUAAUAAUAAGGUAUUUGAGGUAGAUAUGUACAUGAAGGCAGGGUAAAGUGACUAGGCAUCAGGAUAAAAAAAAAAAAAAAAUAAUAAUAAUAAUACAAGUAAAAUAAAGACCUGAGUAGCAGCAGCAUGUAAAGUGUGUGCAUAUGAAGUUUGUAUGUCUGUCUAGUGAGUCAGUGCAGGAAUGUUAAAGGAUAGAGACGGAGGACAGUGGUGUCAGAGGGUUAGAAUGAAUGGGAUGCCUGUGGUGGGGCACUACCAUUAUAAAGCCUAGAGAAUGAUGAUCUGAAUGUGAGGUACCCUACCCAUAUAGGGCCUCAGUGUUGGGUAGUAAUGGUGGUUCACUUUUACUAUUUUUAGGAGACAAGGUGUAAUUCUAACCUUGGAUAUUUUGGAUUUGUCACGACCGUCUUGAAAUGAAGCGGGCCAAGGCGCAGCGUUGAAUGCGUACAUAUUAUUUAUUAAACAGAUCACACGAUCAAAACAACGAACGAAACGUGAAGUCCUUCGAUACACACAAACCAAAAGGAACAAGAAACCACAACCACAAAGUGAAAACAGACAGUUUAAAUAUGGCUCCCAAUCAGAGACAACCAGAAAACAGCUGACACUCGUUGCCUCUGAUUGGGAGUCACUUAGGCCAACACAGAAAACAACAACCUAGAAAACCCAACAUAGAAACAACCCACACAGAACGAACACACCCUGGCUCAACAUACAGAGUCCCGGAGCCAGAGCGUGACAGUACCCCCCCCUAAAGGCGCGGACUGCGACCGCGCCUCAAAAAUAGCAAAACAGGGGAGGGCUGGGUGGGCAUACUUCCUCGGUGGCGGUUCCGGCUCCGGGCUUGACCACCACCCCUCCAUAAUCCCCCCGUAGCGCCCCUGAUCCGGUCUGACCCCGCUGGCUGGAUCUGGACUGGACAUCGACGGAGCAGAUUGCUUAACCUCCGUUGUGGAGCAGCUGACCUGUACCUGAUCAGGCACCGGACUGACGACGCGCACCCCUGGCUUGGCGCGUGAGGCAGGAACGGACCGGACCUGGCUGACGAUGCGCACCCCUGGCUCGGUGCGUGGAGCAGCAACGGACCGGACCGGGCUGACGAUACGCACCCCUGGCUUGGUGCGUGGAGCCGGAACGGGCCUCACCGGACUGACUGCUCGCAUCCCUGGCUUGGUGCGAGUAGCAGGAACAGGCCGGACCGGGCUGGCGACGCGCACCGUAGGUUUGGUGCGAGUGGCAUGAACAGGCCGGGUCGGGCUGGCGACGCGCACCGUAGGUUUGGUGCGAGUGGCAGGAACAGGCCGGGUCGGGCUGGCGACGUGCACCGUAAACUUGGUGCGGGUGGCAGGAACAGGCCGGACAGAGCUGACGAAACGCACCACAGACUUGGUGCGGGGAGCAGGAACAGGCCGGACAGGGCUGACGACGCGCACCACAGACUUGGUGCGGGGAGCAGGAACAGGCCGGGCCGGGCUGACGACACGCACCACAGGCUCGAUGCGAGGAACAGGAACAGGCCGGACCGUACUGGGGACACACACCACUGGCCCUACGCAGGGAUCAGGAACGGGCCGGACCGGACUGGUAACACACCCCAGUACCUCUCGCCGUGCCUCCACACUUUCCCUCUCCUCUGUGACCGGUGGCCCCCUUAACCUGGCGGCCCUCUCUGCCAACCUUCUGCACCACUCUAUCCCGUACUCCUGCUGCCCCGUCGUCCACGGCGUGAGCCCCCCCCUAAAACAUUUCUGGGCUUGUCUCUCCCCCGUGGACCAGGCCUCCAUGGUUCUCGUCCAAUUCUCUCUCCACUUUUCGUAAUUCCAGCCUUUCUCCUCAUCACGCUGCUUGACCCAGUCGUGGUGGUUUCUUCUGUCACGACCGUCUUGAAAUGAAGCGGGCCAAGGCGCAGCGUUGAAUGCGUACAUAUUAUUUAUUAAACAGAUCACACGAUCAAAAUAAUGAACGAAACGUGAAGUCCUUCGAUACACACAAACCAAAAGGAACAAGAAACCACAACCACAAAGUGAAAACAGACAGUUUAAAUAUGGCUCCCAAUCAGAGACAACCAGCUGACACUCGUUGCCUCUGAUUGGGAGUCACUUAGGCCAACACAGAAAACAACAACCUAGAAAACCCAACAUAGAAACAACCCACACAGAACGAACACACCCUGGCUCAACAUACAGAGUCCCGGAGCCAGAGCGUGACAGGAUUAGUGUAUGUUUAACACUUUUUUAAAUCGAGACAAAUAUGAAUUUGUUUGUGAUGGAUUUAGUUCAGUGCAUUUUCGGACACCAAAAAGCCAGAUUUGAUUAUGGUAACUAAGCGUACAUAAUAUUUACUCUGCAUCAAGCGACUUCUUCAAAACUAACCAAAGUUAUAAUAAAAACAAACUAUACACCAGUCUAGUAUACAUAGAAUUUCCUGCAAAUUAAACUAAAUUAGACCCUGAAAAGUUGACGCUUCUAUUUCAGAACUGUUCCCAAAAGCCCAUAUUGAAGUCCAUAUGGAAAUGCAACAAACUGCUAUUUUUAUGCAGAAUAAAGAACUUAAACUUUCAGAAGUUUUGAGGUCGAGAGAUUUUUAAGUUUAAUUUCAAAUGCAGAAAAUGAUACAUUCAGACUUACAGUUGAAGUCGGAAGUUUACAUAAACUUAGGUUGGAGUCAUUUAAACUCGUUUUUCAACCACUCCACAAGUUCUUGUUAACAAGCUAUAGUUUUGGCAAGUCGGUUAGGACAUCUACUUUGUGCAUGACACAAGUAAUUUUUCCAACAGUUGUUUAGACAGAUUAUUUCACUUAUAAUUCACUGUAUCACAAUUCCAGUGGAUCAGAAGUUUACAUACACUAAGUUGACUGUGCCUUUAAAAAGCUUGGAAAAUUCCAGAAAAUGAUGUCAUGGCUUUAGAAGCUUCUGAUAGGCUAAUUGACAUCCAUUUGAUUCAAUUGGAGGUGUACCUGUGGAUGUAUUUCAAGGCCUACCUUCAAACUCAGUGCCUCUUUGCUUGACAUCAUGGGAAAAUCAAAAAAUUAUAGACCUCCACAAGUCUGGUUCAUCCUUGGGAGCAAUUUCCAAAUGCCUGAAGGUACCACAUUCAUCUGUACAAACAAUAGUACGCAAGUAUAAACACCAUGGGACCACACAGCCGUCAUAUGUGGAUAUAUUGAAGCAACGUCUCAAGACAUCAGUCAGGAAGUUAAAGCUUGGUCGCAAAUGGGUCUUCCAAAUGGACAAUGACCCCAAGAAUACUUCCAAAGUUGUGGCAAAAUGGCUUAAGGGCAACAAAGUCAAGGUAUUGGGGUGGCCAUCACAAAGCCCUGACCUCAAUCCUAUAGAAAAUGUGUGCGAGCAAGGAGGCCUACAAACCUGACUCAGUUACACCAGCUCUGUCAGGAGGAAUGGGCCAAAAUUCACCCAACUUAUUGUGGGAAGCUUGUGGAAGGCUACCCGAAACGUUUGACCCAAGUUAAACAAUUUUAAAGGCAAUGCUACCAAAUACUAAUUGAGUGUAUGUAAACUUUUGACCCACUGGGAAUGUGAUGAAAGAAAUAAAAGCUGAAAUAAAUAAUUCUCUCAACUAUUAUUCUGACAUUUCACAUUCUUAAAAUAAAGUGGUGAUCCUAACUGACCUAAGACAGGGAAUUUUUACUAGGAUUAAAUGUCAGGAAUUGUGAAAUACUGAGUUGAAAUGUAUUUGGCUAAGGUGUAUGUAAACUUCCGACUUCAACUGUAUGUAAAUGAAGGAUUUCUAGGAUCUACCACUGUGGCGUUCUAACACUAUUUUCUAAUCUUUCAGAGCUUUCCAUGCGGGUGGCGAUCAGAAGGUAAGAGUGUCUGCCUUGCAUCCCAAACACCACCAUAUUCCCUAUAUAGUGCACUACUCUAUCAGGGCUCAGGUCAAAAGUAGUAACCUACACAUGGAAAAGGGUUUCAGAUUCACAUUUUAAUGUCUGUGUUAACUCACACCUCUGAAACCCUGUGACGGUGAUGCUUCUGCAAUGUGAAUGAACAGAUCCCUGUCUUCACUAGGCAGUGAAUAAACAGUCGGUCAAGUCCUAUCUAGUUCAUAGUCCAAACAUUUAUUACGCUCUAUGACAGUGCUUACAUACAGUUUUCCCUACAGCCUGUUAAUAUUGUGGUGUCAGAUGAGAGGAAUUCACUUUUGUGUUUUGGCUCCUAGUGGCCUCUCAACAACCUACACCAUCGCCUUGCAUCUAAAGUCGUUCAGUCAUUGUGAUUCAAUCCCCCAUCGGGCUGUCAGCUGGUUCAUAGCACACAUUGCACAAGCAGCAGCCAGUUAUACGUUUGUUUGUUUGUUGAGGUGAAAUGAUUAUAGUAUUAGUUAUACACGUGAGUGGCCCUAAAGAGCACAAUCCCAGACUCAAUAAUAUGUGAAAGGCAACAAUAAUGUUAUCAUGACACUUUUUCAUUUCAACCCAAUGUAUUCAUUAUCAUGCGACGUUCAUAGUUCAAGCCCUAUUAUGGAAAUGCAGUAUUAUUUCCAUCGAAGGCAGUACAAUGAAACAUCUUACCCCUAGUGGACAUUGUGUCAGACACAAUGAGAAAUCCCAGCUGAGGAAAACACUGUUCAACUCAAAGUUCAGUGAACAUUUUGGAAAUCUAUUUAAGUGUUAAGUGUCAUAGCCAAGCUAACAGAGACCGAGGAAGAACCUUAGUGGGACAAACUCCAGCUUUGCAAGAUAAACGUAGUUGCUUUCCAAAUGGCACCCUAUUCCCUAUAUAGUGCACUGCUAUGGGUAGUCAAUGGGUCAAAAGUAUUAUAGUGAAAUGGGGUACCAUCUGGGAUGCAGGCCGUGAGUCACACGUCUUCCCUCCACACAGAGAGACCGAGCUGGCCUUGGCAAGGCCCUGAUCUUGCAACACAUACUGAUGUUAUGAGUCAUGUUGAGGCUAACAGAGUUGGUUUUCAGCAGAUAUGGGAUUGAUACAGUACACUACACUUAGCUAGGGCUCUCACAAUUUAUGCACACGUGUGUGUGUGUGUGUGUGUGUGUGUGUUUGUCUAACUGCAUGUUAUUUGCUGUGGUUUUUGCCCCUGUGUCUCCCCCCCUCUCUCACACCCUGUAGGAUUCGCUCGCCCCCGCCUACGUUCAGCCCAAAUACUCCUUUGCCCCCAGCACCGCUAUCAACAAGAUGGCGCGGCCAUUCACGCCGGGCGGCGGUAACACGGUCAUUAAACCGGUGGCGUACGCCCCUAAAGUAAACACCCCGGCCUCAACGGCCCGCACCAGCAUGCUACAGCCACACAACGGGUAGGUACACAACAAACAAACAAACAAACAAACAAACAAACACAAAGCCUCCGCUGGGAGAGAACAGACCAAAUGUUUUCACUGUAUUUGAGUUCUGAAACAAGUCACUCUGGGUUCCUGUGGAAGGUAUACAUUUAGUAUACAUUUCAGCUCUGAGUCAUUCAGGUAACUCUGGGGAGGAGACAUUUCUGACUGCACCUUUAAGAGUGAAGGUUGAGUUGCAGUAAGAUUGAUGAUCUGAUCAGAAGAGUCCUUCUCCUGGUCUGUUGGGAGCAGACUGUUGAGUAGAAUACAGGAAAUAAAAUGGACUUCCAUCAGCCAAAGGCUUCAACUGUGUCUUAUUGGCUAGAGGGAGAACAUUCUCUUUGUCUUAUUGGCUAGAGGGAGAACAUUCUAUUUUGUCUUAUUGGCUAGAGGGAGAACAUUCUCUUUGUCUUAUUGGCUAGAGGGAGAACAUUCUAUUUUGUCUUAUUGGCUAGAGGGAGAACAUUCUCUUUGUCUUAUUGGCUAGAGGGAGAACAUUCUCUUUGUCUUAUUGGCUAGAGGGAGAACAUUCUCUUUUGUCUUAUUGGCUAGAGGGAGAACAUUCUCUUUUGUCUUAUUGGCUAGAGGGAGAACAUUCUCUUUUGUCUUAUUGGCUAGAGGGAGAACAUUCUCUUUUGUCUUAUUGGCUAGAGGGAGAACAUUCUCUUUUGUCUUAUUGGCUAGAGGGAGAACAUUCUCUUUUGUCUUAUUGGCUAGAGGGAGAACAUUAUCUUUUGUCUUAUUGGCUAGAGGGAGAACAUUCUCUUUUGUCUUAUUGGCUAGAGGGAGAACAUUCUCUUUUGUCUUAUUGGCUAGAGGGAGAACAUUCUCUCCACAUGUAGUCAUUAUUCCUGCGUUUAACAUUCCUAAGCGACCAAUAUGUACAUCUGUCUAAAAGUUCCAAGAGUUCUUUCUCAUUUAGUUCUGGAGGAUGAACCGUGGUGUGUUCUCCAGACCAGAGGUUCCCAAACCUUUUCACUCAGGUCCCCCUUCCAUCAUUGGGGAACAUCCCGCACCCCGGGGAUGUUUUUGGAACUCAACGCGCCCCCUAUUUCUAAAGCCUCUGUCCAUGACUGCGUCCCAAAUGUCACCCUAUUCCCUAUAUAGUGCACUACUUUUGACCAGGGGGGCUCUGGUCAAAAGUAGUGCACUAUAUAGGGAAUAGGGUGCCAUUUGGGACUAAUAAAUGAUUUCAUCUCUGGCUUGCGUUAACCAGCUGUGAACUGCUCCGUUCUGUUAACAAACUGUAACAUGUUGUAAGACUGACAUCACGUCUGACGUAGAAGUCAUGGCUUUCAGCAGUUUUAUUUCCUCCUCUUCCAAACCGGCCAAGUACUGUAGUUAAGUGUUCACACGAUACACACCACGGAGAAUAGACAACCUGUAUACUGCUUUACAAGGGUUUCAGAUGUUCUAUGUCGGGCCGAAAGGACCCUUAAGGGAAAAGCCACAUGGAUUUAAUGUGAUCUAAUGUGAAGUUCAUGUGAUAACAUGGGAAAACAUGUAAAGCAACGUGUGGUUUCAUGUUAUCACAUGUGAAGCGUUCCAAAAACACGUCUUCACAUGAUUUUACAUGUGAAAUUUCACGUGAGAAUCAUGUGGUUUUUCCUGUAAGGGGAGUACUUUUCUCCUAUAACAUGACUUGGCCUGUGUCCUUAAUGACACCCUAUUCUCCCUAUACACUGAUUGUACAAAACAUUAAGGGCACUUGCUCUUUCCUUUUUGGGUGUAGGCAACUUAAUGGUUUGUACACUCCGUGUAUAGCUCUGGUCAAAAGUAGUGCACUAUAUAGUAAAUUCUCCACAGGGUGGUCAGACCAGGCGUUACUGUACGGUUUUUACAAAUCUUGGUUGGAAGAUUCCUGGAAUCAGGAGGGAAUAUGUAGGAAAUCCAGAAUUCUCUGAUCAGGAUUUCUGGAAAACCAGUCAGUUUUUGGGAAAGUUUUGAAGGAUUUUGCAACCCUUGUUCCAUGCCUGAUACUUGGUACACGGUCUACGGUCACCGUGGUGUGUCGGGGGAUGGGAUAGGAUGGGGUUUAAGGUCUGACGAGGUUUUGGCGAGGUCUAGAUGUUGUCUGUGGCUGCAUUUAGCCGUGCCGUGCCGUGCUGUGCUCAGGACCCCUCCCGUAGAAUCUGCUGAGCUGUCAGAAUGGUUUUACUGUGGCGGUGCUGCGUUACCAAACUAGCCUUACUUGGAGAAGUCACAUGGACCUGAUCAAGCCUGAUCUGUAUAGCUCUCAUGCUUUCACUGUCUAAAGCAUAGCAUAGAGAGAGAGAGGUUAGAAACACUAGUUUACUAAAAUUCAACGUUUUAAUGAUUGGUCAUUUUAAGUUGUUAUGAACGGUUAAGGCCCACAUCUGUAUUCUGUAUAGCUCUUCUCAUGCUUUCAGUGUCGCAAGCACAGCAUACUGAGAGAGCGAGGGGGAAAUUAGGGUUUAUAACACUAGAAACAGUUGAGUCUAUCGAAAAAGCUUCAAAUUCAACCAGUGUUCUUUUAUAAGACCAUAUGAAUCUAUUCUAUGAAGAGUCAUACAAGUGUUGUGAACAGUUUUUUUUUUUUAAAGACACAGUUAGUACUUAAGUUUAAAGGAGUAAGUAGUCUUUCCUCCAGAAGUCUUAGGUUGCCCGCCACAGUAUUCGGCAGGAGUCUAUAAACUGCCACUCCUUCACACAGCUGUUUUCUUAUGACAGGGGCUAAAUCAUGCAGAGUCCUACUAUUCCUGUUCAGAACUAAUCUGUGAUUUACUACAAGGCAGGGUUGUAUGGAACGCCGUUUGGGUCUUUACGUGUCAAAAAGAAGAUGGACGUCAAAUAACACUUUGACGCAUCAAAUAAGCUUGUUGACCAAUCAGGACCUGGAUAUGAUAUUUUUUUACAUAGUUAUUACACAUUGAUUACACUGUCACUCAUAUGUCAUAUGUAACAGCGAUUCACCGAUACGUGUGCUAUGAUACUGGGAAAGUUAUGUCUUGUACACCUGCCGCUGCCGAACGAGGCAGACUGGGACAGUGCUGGUCAAAAACAAAAGCUAGCUAGCUGAUGGGGAUGCAAACAAUGUUCUACCCCCAAAACAUAGCAAAACAACAAUCUGUUUCAGUAGCUAUAGUUAGAUAGCUAACUAUCUAGCUAGGGGUCGUCAUCUAAAAUAACCCUAAUUUAUAAGACAGUUUUCGUAUUUGGCUGAUGAUGGUCAGAGCCACUAGCCAGCUAGCUUGCUAGCUGCUUAUAAUAUUAGCUUGGGGCAACAGGGUUAAGUAGCUGGCUAGUUUGUUAUCUAGCUGGCUAGUUAUUUUCAUGAACUGAGGUUAUAUUUCAAUAAGAGAACAACAAGUGGCUGCCUAACUAACACUGUCACAUGGACUCCUAAAUCAUUGCUAAGAAUAUUGAAAAUGAUUGCAUUUUCUGGUCAUUGUUUUCAGGCUGGUUGCAUUGGUUCUAGCAAGGUACCAAGCUAAAGCUAGCUAGCUACCCCAGAAGUUGCUAAUAACAUGGAAGAUAUUUGUGAGUGACUUUGUCAUACUGCAAACCGAUCAACGUAGUAGAGAGACCGCCUUCCUCCAGUUCUCAAACUGUCGUCAAUGUUGACACAAUGCUUGGUUGUUAUUCGGUAUUUUGACCAGGUUAGGAUGAAUCAGGUUGGGGUGUGGCUGGCUGGCUGGUUGGCAGAGGCAGCAGGAUCACCAUCCUUUCUCCCCUGCCUCUGGAAUGGUUGCAUGUCGUGGAGAUUGUUGGACUGCCUUAACAUUUUGUAAUCCUGAUAGUUUGAUCCUCAUCUUAUUUUGUUAUGCUCACAGACGUUUUUCUCAUUUGGUCGAACAAAUAGUGGUUUAUUACCAACGUGGUAUUGUAAACCCGUUGUGGCCGGUGACUUUGUUCAGGUGCAGCUUUGACAGUGCUGCUGACCGGAUUGGUGCUGCUGACCGGAUUGGUGCUGCUGACCGGAUUGGUGCUGCUUGACUUGCGCAUGCAACAUUCUAUAAUAUCAUUUUGUUAAUUUGACGUGCAUCUUUUUUGAUACGCAAAGACCCAAAUGGCGUUAGGGUAAAUUCCAUUUAAAUUCAGGAAGUAAACUGAAAUUACAAUUCAAAUUGUUUCUCAUCGAGAAGCUUUGAGGAUAAUUGAAAUUGAAAUUUUACUUCCCGAAUUGACUGGGUUGAAAUGGAAUAUCCCAACCCUGCUGGAAGGUAUUCGGAAGAACAUAUUUGAAUUUGAGGUCUUUCCCACUACACAGUAGUAAUCUAGUAUGUGGGUAUACUAGGUCGUUUUGGCAUGGCUGGGUGAUACAGCACAAAGCAGGGAAUGUGUCCAAUGUCUAGGCAUGUUGUAUACUAGCAGGUCUGGUGUAUUUGCACAGAGCUUACCCUGCUGUCAUGACGCAUCAGUCUAAUGAGCACUAGCUAGGAUGAAUCAGGUUGGGGUGUGGCUGGCUGGUUGGCAGAAGCAGCGGGGACUCUAAGCAAAAAAAAGUAUUACUGCGUCCUUAUGGAAGUGUGUACACAAUGGACAUAUUGGACUUUCCGGUUGGUCGUAAAUAAGUUCGAAUUGGAAUUGUACACCGUUUGAUGGAAUAAAUAUAUGGGCCAGAUAAUUAUUGUAAAAGAGAAUGUGUUUUCAAUGACUUACCUGGUUAAACAAAGGCAAAAAUAAAGAAAUCGUUUUAGAAUUUAGGAACAGUCAAUACAGACGUCAACUUGAACCGGAUCCGUUGUAGAUCAGGUGAGAGGAAGCCGUGGACACUGGAUGCGCGUCCCAGAUGUGUCACACAGCCUGCCUGCCUGCCUGCACGUUUUCUGUGAAAGUCUCUGAGUCCGCGUCAUCAGAACACCCCAUGCUGUGUGUCUUUGACAGAACCCGUCAACAAUGAAAGCCUGUGUGUGUUUUCACCCCCACUGCAUGAUUCUCUGCAUCCCACAACAACUCUGUCUCCUCACUGUUGACUGUUCUCUGCAACUAUUGUUGAUUUGAAAAGUUCUUCCAAGCUGUUGUCAUCUUGUUUUUCCAAACUGACCUUUUUACCCCCCCAUCUUCUUUCCCUCCUCUCUUCUUUCACUCCGCAGAUGGAUGAGAAGUCAGUAAACUCUCUUUACUUCCUUUUUACUUGAAUGUUAAAUCAGUGUUUUCCUGUCAGUAGCUGAGCUAGUGGUCAGUAAUGAUUAGUGGUAUUUCUACUAGCAGUAUUAGUAACAGUUCAUUAAUCAUUGGCUAAUCAUUCAUUUUUCAGAAUUCUUCAUCUUUAACAGUAUUUCUCUCUUUCUCCUGUGAUUUGUUGUUCAUUCUGUCGAUUACUACCUCAUCCUCUCCUACCUCUCCUCUCUUCAUCUCCUCUUCCUCCUACCGCUUCACCCCUUUUCUUCCUCCUCCUCCUCCCCCCUACAGAGAUGAUCAACCUUUCUAUGAUCACCAGAUUUACCAACACGAGAAGUAAGAGACUGAUGCAUUAUGGUCCAGCCUGUUUGACCGCUGGUCACUAGACAGACAUGUUAGAGAGGACAUAUUGACAUGGUUAAAGAGAGGACAUAUUGACAUGGUGUUGGACAGACAUGUUAGAGAGGACAUAUUGACAUGGUUAAAGAGAGGACAUAUUGACAUGGUGUUGGACAGACAUGUUAGAGAGGACAUAUUGACAUGGUGUUAGACAGACAUGUUAGCGAGGACAUAUUGACAUGGUGUCAGACAGCAUGGUAGAGAGGACAUAUUGACAUGGUGUUGGACAGUCAUGGUAGAGAGGACAUAUUCGAGGACAUAUGCCAGUUGAAUAUGAUAUUGAGUUGCAUCCGAAAUGGCACCCUAUUCCCUACGUAGUGCACUACUUUUGACCAGGGAUCUAGGGCUCUUGUGUUUGUCUGUGUGUUUGUCUGUGUGUGUGUGUGUGUGUGUGUGUGUGUGUGUGUGUUUGAGGAGCCAACACUAAAAACCCUAAGGAUGAUCAUCUGCUGGAUGCAUAAUCAGUGCAUGGUAAUGUUUUCUAAUUAGUGGCCAUCGUUCUUUGCUUGCCCGUCGCUGGGUUCACGUCAUGGUGGUUUCAUCAUUGUGAUAAUGCCAUGUCUGUGUGUAGGCACGGUUUGUUACGUUAACGUUGUUGGAAACUUGCGUGUGUGCUGGGCAUGGUACGUUGUUGUUAAUGUUAUUUUAACGUUGUGGUGACGUUGGGUGUGUACUAGGCAUGGUACGUUGUUGUUAAUGUUAUAUUAACGUUGUGGUGACGUGGGGUGUGUACUAGGCAUGGUCCGUUGUUGUUAAUGUUAUUUUAACGUUGUGACGUGGGGUGUGUACUAGGCAUGGUCCGUUGUUGUUAAUGUUAUUUUAACGUUGUGGUGACGUUGGGUGUGUACUAGGCAUGGUACGUUGUUGUUAAUGUUAUUUUAACGUUGUGGUGACGUGGGGUGUGUACUAGGCACGGUCUGCGGGUGGAUGGCAUCCCCAUGUUCAUCCCCAACGACCGCAGCAAGAAGAGGCUGAUCGAGGACACUCAGGAUUGGCAGCCCCGCACAGGCACCACCCAGUCACGCUCCUUCCGCAUGCUGGCCCAGCUCACAGGCACCGACUACAGUAAGUCGGAGAGGGAGAGGUCAGAUAGAGGGGGGGGUGUCGGUGGUCGAGAAGCGUAGGAGGGAGGGAGAGAAGCGUAGGAGGGAGGGAGGGAGGGAGGGAGGGAGAGAGAAGUGUCGGUGGUCGAGAGUGAGUGAGUGAGUGAGCGAUGUCUCUUGUAACAUAACAUUCUGAUUGUGUUUUUUUCCUGGCUCUCAGUGCAGGACCCAGACGAUGAGACAAUGAAGAGGGCCAGGUAAACAACCUGUUGACCGGUAUAACCUGUCUGUUAUAAAGCUCCAGUUGACUGGUAUAGCCUGUGUGUUUAAAGGCUGUGUGUUUAAAGGCUGUGUGUUACUGUAAAGUUACGGCUGAUGCUGACAUGCUUGUGUGUUAGAGCUAACGAUAAAGGUACACUCUGCAAGAUGAAUCAUUACACACACGAGGAAACUUCCUACUUCGCAAUGUGGGCGUGCCACAGUUGAUGAUGAUGAUGAUGAUUUCUUCAUCUUGCUGAGUUCACCUUUUUUAAAGACCUUCUAGUUGAACUCAACAGUUGAGUUAUGGACAUCCGCUGCUUUCAGCUCUAGCAUGUGGUUUGGUGUGUGAGUUAUACAGGUGUUGUUCCAGGACCACUUUUGUAGCUUUUCUCUGUCCCCAUAUUGAGUUGUGAUGUAGUUUUACCAUUUCCGUUGCGUGGUGAAUUGUCUGUCUGUUAGGAAAUGAAGACAUAACUCUAUCAAUUUUCUCUCUCUCUCGUGGUGGUUAGGGAAAAGUUCCUUACAGAGAUUCAGAGCCCCCGUUAUGCCCGUCUGAGGGACUGGCACCACGAGAGGUCCGCACGCGCCCUCAACAUCAAGUCCUGAGCGUCACCAUGGCAACAUGCAACGCAGGGCCGGAGCCCUAGCGAUCGAUAGCCAUUCACAACGACGACAAUGACUAAAACGACAAACGACGAUAGCCCGAUAAUCCAGACAACACACCAGAUAUACAGAGGAGGGGAGAAAAAAAUAAGUUAUUAAAAAAAAUAAAGAUGAGGAAUCUAUGAUCACUAAAGCCAUACGUGGAACCAUUGCAUACUGAGCCUGUCUGACUGCCAGAUUCACUUCUUCUCCUGGAGUUGAUGAGUUAGUAGUGUUGAUAACAUCUUGUGGAUCACCUUGUGUUUGUAGCAGACCUGGGGCCAACACAUACGUCAAAUACAUUGAUUGAUUGAUUGAUUGAUUGAUUGAUUGAUUGAUUGAUUGAUUGAUCAAAUAUCUGAGGUGCAGGGGGGAGUUUGAACUUUGGGACUGUUCUAUUGGUCCCAUUGUCCCGGAGCAAUCCAAAUCAAGUGCGCCUCAAGACUUCUACAGUAUUUGACGUUAUGUAUCUGACCAAGGUCUGGUUUGUAGUCCUGUUCCGCAUAGUAAACUGUGUUACUCAGAGUUAUCUAAACGGGGAGGAGGGGGGGUCACAGCUGUUGGAACAGCACCGUUAAGGCUGUUCUUCCUGUUCUAUUCUGAUUCUGUAGUUUAGUUCCAGAACCUUCUUUUGAUCUAAACUCUCUCUCUCUUUCUUAGCUCUGUGUUUUUGAGUUCUGCUCUCUUUUUCUGUUUUCAUUUUCUGAACUAUGUCCUUGUUCUUUAGUCACCUCCCUCUGAUAAGAAAUGGAAAGAGAAAUAAAUAUGUACUUUGUUUUUUCUGCUGCUGUCAUAAAACAUUUGAAAACACCCCGUCCUCCUGCUAUCUGUCAUUUAUCUUUCUCUGCUUGCUUCUUCUUUACUGCACUGUACUCCACAAUACUGCACUGUACUCCACAAUACUAUACUGUACUCCACAAUACUAUACUGUCCUCCACAAUACUAUACUGUCCUCCACAAUACUAUACUGUCCUCCACAAUAAUAUACUGUACUCCACUAUACUGUUACUCCCCAAUACUAUACUGUACUCCACAAUACUAUACUGUACUCCACAAUACUAUACUGCACUCCCCUAUACUAUACUGCGCUCCCCAAUACUAUACUGUUACUCCACAAUACUAUACUGUACUCCCCAAUACUAUACUGUUACUCCACAAUACUAUACUGCACUCCCCUAUACUAUACUGCGCUCCCCAAUACUAUACUGUUACUCCACAAUACUAUACUGUACUCCCCAAUACUAUACUGCGCUCCCCAAUACUAUACUGCACUCCACAAUACUAUAAUGUACUCCCCAAUACUAUACUGUUACUCCCCAAUACUAUACUGCACUCCACAAUACUAUACUGUUACUCCACAAUACUAUACUGCACUCCCCAAUACUAUACUGUUACUCCCCAAUACUAUACUGUACUCCCCAAUACUAUACUGUUACUCCCCAAUACUAUACUGUACUCCCCAAUACUAUACUGUUACUCCCCAAUACUAUACUGCACUCCACAAUACUAUACUGCACUCCACAAUACUAUACUAUACUCCCAUAUACUGUACUCCACAAUACUGUACUCCACUAUACUGUUACUCCACAAUACUAUACUGUACUCCCCAAUACUAUACUGUUACUCCACAAUACUAUACUGCGCUCCCCGAUACUAUACUGUACUCACAAUACUAUACUGCACUCCACAAUACUAUACUGUACUCCCCUAUACUGUACUCACAAUACUAUACUGCGCUCCACAAAACUAUACUGUUACUCCACAAUACUAUACUGUUACUCCGCAAUACUAUACUGCGCUCCACAAUACUGUACUCACAAUACUAUACUGCACUCCACAAUACUAUACUGUUACUCCACAAUACUAUACUGUUACUCCACAAUACUAUAAUGUUACUCCACAAUACUAUAAUGUUACUCCACAAUACUAUACUGCGCUCCCCAAUACUAUACUGUACUCACAAUACUAUACUGCACUCCACAAUACUAUACUGUACUCCACAAUACUAUACUGCACUCCACAAUACUAUACUGUACUCCACAAUACUAUACUCCACUUCACAAUACUAUACUGCGCUCCACAAUACUGUACUCGCAAUACUAUACUGCACUCCACAAUACUAUACUGCACUCCACAAUACUAUACUGUACUCCACAAUACUAUACUGUACUCCACAAUACUAUACUCCACUCCACAAUACUAUACUAUACUCCCCAAUACUGCGCUCCACAAUACUAUACUGCACUCAGCGAUACUCGACCAUUAUACUUUACCAUGCAAUACUCAUUAUACUGUAUAAUACUAUAUCAUGCAAUACUCAUUAUACUGUAUAAUACUAUAUCAUGCAAUACUCAUACUGUAUAAUACUAUAUCAUGUAAUACUCGUUAUACUGUAUAGUACUAUCAUGCAAUAUUACCUACUGUUAUGUAAUAGUCUCCAUAUCUUUUUUUCACUAGACUUCAGUGUUUGACACUAGAGUUAGCCCCAUCCACGUCUGCAGUAGCUCAUCUAGGUGAUUAUAGACUACCAUUGCAUGUCAAAGUGCAUUUUCAACAUUUUUGUUUUUAGAAGAUUUUAUAUAGGUGGCACUUUUUGGCAAACGGAUAGAACAUGAAUAAAUGGUAGUCGGCACUCCGAUAACCGGCUGUACAGAAGUCUGCAUCUUAAUCAUGGUACAUCGAAGUCCGUCUGUCUGGUAAUGACGUCAAACCCAACGCUUAACCUGCUGUUCACACCAAGGUAGUAACCGGUAUGAUGACACUAUCAUGUCUCAUUUGGAUAGAGAACUACCAGAAGACAGUGAAGAUGAUGUGUUCCUCUGUAGCUCAGCUGGUAGAGCACGGCGCUUGUAACGCCAGGGUAGUGGGUUCAAUCCCCGGGACCACCCAUACGUAAAAAUGUAUGCGCACAUGACUGUAAGUCACUUUGGAUAAAAGCGUCUGCUAAAUGGCAAAUUAUUAUUAUUUUACUAUCUGACCACUUUCACAAAUACAUCUUUCGCUCCUCUGUAAUAUAUCUGAUCUCUCUGCCGUUACAAGUUUGUAGUAAGGAGAAUUUGUAUCCAGAGUUUGCUGUAGACACCUGUUACUGAAACAGAUGCUACUAACUCUACAGAAGGGGUAGGCAACUUGAUUCAGCCAGGGGCCGAUUUUUUUUUUUUGUCGGGGGGGGGGGGUCAUCAUCAUAAUAAUAAUAAUAAUAAUAAUAAUAAUAAUAAUAAUAAUAACAAUAAUAACAAUAAUAAUAAUUUGUACACUGCAAAUUGACCACAACUAAGCCCAAAAAUAGAUUGUAUUUGAAAAUAACAAUCAUUCCAUACCUUCAUUUACAUUGAGACACUAUCACGUCUCUUUUUUUGUUCAAGUGGGAAGGAAUACUUGGGAUCAGAUGUCCUAAAUUAAACAUGUGACUGACCACUUCAAUUCGGUCUUAUGUAGCAACAUUUGAAAGUUUUUUUUUUUUUUUUUUACAUUGGAUAAAGGUAGAGACUCAGAGCUACAAAAUGGUAGAUCAUAAACGGCAGUUGAGGAAAAUGGGAAAGUAACUCUGCUUUGAGAAAAUGGCCCUUGAAUGUUUUGGUACCUACUGGAGAUCUCUUUGUCUACACCCAUUCAGCAUCGUUCACACCCUCUUAAGCCCCACCCAUAUCUUUAAGGAUUCACGUGCAGGUCAUGUUGUAGUAUAAAUACUAUUUAUCUGGGGGCCUAUAUCCUAACCUGACUGGUGCAAGUCAUGUUGUAGUAUAAAGACUAUUUAUCUGGUCCUAUAUCCUAACCUGACUGGUGCAAGUCAUGUUGUAGUAUAAAGACUAUUUAUCUGGUCCUAUAUCCUAACCUGACUGGUGCAAGUCAUGUUGUAGUAUAAAGACUAUCUGGUCCUAUAUCCUAACCUGACUGGUGCAAGUCAUGUUGUAGUAUAAAUACUAUUUAUCUGGUCCUAUAUCCUAACCUGACUGGUGCAAGUCAUGUUGUAGUAUAAAGACUAUUUAUCUGGUCCUAUAUCCUAGCCUGACUGGUGCAAGUCAUGUUGUAGUAUAAAGACUAUUUAUCUGGUCCUAUAUCCUAACCUGACUGGUGCAAGUCAUGUUGUAGUAUAAAGACUAUUUAUCUGGUCCUAUAUCCUAACCUGACUGGUGCAAGUCAUGUUGUAGUAUAAAUACUAUUUAUCUGGUCCUAUAUCCUAACCUGACUGGUGCAAGUCAUGUUGUAGUAUAAAGACUAUCUGGUCCUAUAUCCUAACCUGACUGGUGCAGGUCAUGUUGUAGUAUAAAUACUAUUUAUCUGGGGGCCUAUAUCAAAUCAAAUCAAAUCAAAUCAAAUUGUAUUGGUCACAUGCGCCGAAUACAACAGGUGCAGACAUUACAGUGAAAUGCUUACUUACAGCCCUUAACCAACAGUGCAUUUAUUUUAAACAAAAAGUAAGAAUAAAACAACAACAAAAAAGUGUUGAGAAAAAAAAGAGCAGAAGUAAAAAUAAAGUGACAGUAGGGAGGCUAUAUAUACAAUAGAAUAAAGUGACUGUAGGGAGGCUAUAUAUACAGGGGGGUACCGUUGCAUAGUCAAUGUGCGGGGGCACCGGCUAGUUGAGGUAGUUGAGGUAAUAUGUACAUGUGGGUAGAGUUAAAGUGACUAUGCAUAAAUACUUAACAGAGUAGCAGCAGCGUAAAAAGUAUGGGGUGGGGGGGCAGUGCAAAUAGUCCGGGUAGCCAUGAUUAGCUGUUCAGGAGUCUUAUGGCUUGGGGGUAGAAGCUGUUGAGAAGUCUUUUGGACCUAGACUUGGCACUCCGGUACCGCUUGCCGUGCGGUAGCAGAGAGAACAGUCUAUGACUAGGGUGACUGGAGUCUUUGACAAUUUUGAGGGCCUUCCUCUGACACCGCCUGGUAUAGAGGUCCUGGAUGACAGGGAGCUUUGCCCCUGUGAUGUACUGGGCCGUACGCACUACCCUCUGUAGUGCCUUGCGGUCAGAGGCCAAGCAGUUGCCAUACCAGGCGGUGAUGCAACCAGUCAGGAUGCUCUCGAUGGUGCAGCUGUAGAAUUUUUUGAGGAUCUGAGGACCCAUGCCAAAUCUUUUUAGUCUCCUGAGGGGGAAUAGGCUUUGUCGUGCCCUCUUCACGACUGUCUUGGUGUGUUUGGACCAUGAUAGUUCGUUGGUGAUGUGGACACCAAGGAACUUGAAGCUCUCAACCUGUUCCACUACAGCCCCGUCGAUGAGAAUGGGGGCGUGCUCAGUCCUCUUUUUUUUCCUGUAGUCCACAAUCAUCUCCUUUGUCUUGGUCACGUUGAGGGAGAGGUUGUUGUCCUGGCACCACACGGCCAGAUCUCUGACCUCCUCCCUAUAGGCUGUCUCAUCGUUGUCGGUGAUCAGGCCUACCACUGUUGAGUCGUCGGCAAACUUAAUGAUGGUGUUGGAGUCGUGCCUGGCCAUGCAGUCAUGAGUGAACAGAGAGUACAGGAGGGGACUGAGCACGCACCCCUGAGGGGCCCCCGUGUUGAGGAUCAGUGUGGCAGAUGUGUUGUUACCUACCCUUACCACCUGGGGGCGGCCCGUCAGGAAGUCCAGGAUCCAGUUGCAGAGGGAGGUGUUUAGUCCCAGGAUCCUUAGCUUAGUGAUGAGCUUUGAGGGCACUAUGGUGUUGAAUGCUGAGCUGUAGUCAAUGAAUAGCAUUCUCACGUAGGUGUUCCUCUUGUCCAGGUGGGAAAGGGCAGUGUGGAGUGCGAUAGAGAUUGCAUCAUCUGUGGAUCUGUUGGGGCGGUAUGCAAAUUGGAGUGGGUCUAGGGUUUCUGGGAUUAUGCUGUUGAUGUGAGCCAUGACCAGUCUUUCAAAGCACUUCAUGGCUACAGACGUCAGUGCCACGGGUCGGUAGUCAUUUAGGCAGGUUAUCUUAGAGUUCUUGGGCACGGGGACUAUGGUGGUCUGCUUGAAACAUGUUGGUAUUACAGACUCAGUCAGGGACAUGUUGAAAAUGUCAGUGAAGACACUUGCCAGUUGGUCAGCACAUGCUCGGAGUACACGUCCUGGUAAUCCGUCUGGCCCUGCAGCCUUGUGAAUGUUGACCUGCUUAAAAGUCUUACUCACAUCGGCUACGGAGAGCGUGAUCACAUAGUCGUCCGGAACAGCUGGUGCUCUCAUGCAUGCUUCAGUGUUGCUUGCCUCGAAGCGAGCAUAGAAGUGGUUUAGCUCGUCUGGUAGGCUUGUGUCACUGGGCAGCUCGCGGCUGUGCUUCCCUUUGUAGUCUGUAAUAGUUUUCAAGCCCUGCCACAUCCUAACCUGACUGGUGCAAGUCAUGUUGUAGUAUAAAGACUAUUUAUCUGGUCCUAUAUCCUAACCUGACUGGUGCAGGUCAUGUUGUAGUAUACAUACUAUUUAUCUGGUCCUAUAUCCUAACCUGACUGGUGCAAGUCAUGUUGUAGUAUAAAGACUAUUUAUCUGGUCCUAUAUCCUAACCUGACUGGUGCAAGUCAUGUUGUAGUAUAAAGACUAUUUAUCUGGUCCUAUAUCCUAACCUGACUGGUGCAAGUCAUGUUGUAGUAUAAAGACUAUCUGGUCCUAUAUCCUAACCUGACUGGUGCAAGUCAUGUUGUAGUAUAAAGACUAUCUGGUCCUAUAUCCUAACCUGACUGGUGCAAGUCAUGUUGUAGUAUAAAGACGAUUUAUCUGGUCCUAUAUCCUAGCCUGACUGGUGCAAGUCAUGUUGUAGUAUAAAGACUAUUUAUCUGGUCCUAUAUCCUAACCUGACUGGUGCAAGUCAUGUUGUAGUAUAAAGACUAUCUGGUCCUAUAUCCUAACCUGACUGGUGCAAGUCAUGUUGUAGUAUAAAGACUAUUUAUCUGGUCCUAUAUCCUAACCUGACUGGUGCAGGUCAUGUUGUAGUAUAAAUACUAUUUAUCUGGGGGCCUAUAUCCUAACCUGACUGGUGCAAGUCAUGUUGUAGUAUAAAGACUAUUUAACUGGUCAUAUAUCCUAACCUGACUGGUGCAAGUCAUGUUGUAGUAUAAAGACUAUCUGGUCCUAUAUCCUAACCUGACUGGUGCAAGUCAUGUUGUAGUAUAAAUACUAUUUAUCUGGUCCUAUAUCCUAACCUGACUGGUGCAAGUCAUGUUGUAGUAUAAAGACUAUCUGGUCCUAUAUCCUAACCUGACUGGUGCAAGUCAUGUUGUAGUAUAAAGACUAUUUAUCUGGUCCUAUAUCCUAACCUGACUGGUGCAAGUCAUGUUGUAGUGUAAAGACUAUUUAUCUGGUCCUAUAUCCUAACCUGACUGGUGCAAGUCAUGUUGUAGUAUAAAUACUAUUUAUCUGGGGGCCUAUAUCCUAACCUGACUGGUGCAAGUCAUGUUGUAGUAUAAAGACUAUUUAUCUGGUCCUAUAUCCUAACCUGACUGGUGCAAGUCAUGUUGUAGUAUAAAGACUAUUUAUCUGGUCCUAUAUCCUAACCUGACUGGUGCAAGUCAUGUUGUAGUAUAAAGACUAUCUGGUCCUAUAUCCUAACCCGACUGGUGCAAGUCAUGUUGUAGUAUAAAUACUAUUUAUCUGGUCCUAUAUCCUAACCUGACUGGUGCAAGUCAUGUUGUAGUAUAAAAACUAUCUGGUCCUAUAUCCUAGCCUGACUGGUGCAAGUCAUGUUGUAGUAUAAAGACUAUCUGGUCCUGUAUCCUAACCUGACUGGUGCAAGUCAUGUUGUAGUAUAAAGACUAUUUAUCUGGUCCUAUAUCCUAACCUGACUGGUGCAAGUCAUGUUGUAGUAUAAAGACUAUCUGGACCUAUAUCCUAACCUGACUGGUGCAAGUCAUGUUGUAGUAUAAAGACUAUUUAUCUGGUCCUAUAUCCUAACCUGACUGGUGCAAGUCAUGUUGUAGUAUAAAGACUAUUUAUCUGGUCCUAUAUCCUAACCUGACUGGUGCAAGUCAUGUUGUAAUAUAAAGACUAUUUAUCUGGUCCUAUAUCCUAAUCUGACUGGUGCAAGUCAUGUUGUAGUAUAAAGACUAUCUGGUCCUAUAUCCUAACCUGACUGGUGCAAGUCAUGUUGUAGUAUAAAGACUAUUUAUCUGGUCCUAUAUCCUAACCUGACUGGUGCAAGUCAUGUUGUAGUAUAAAGACUAUCUGGUCCUAUAUCCUAAUCUGAUUGGUACAGGUCAUGUUGUUCUUCACAUUACUGUCUCUGGUAAAAACACACUAUAUCAAAUAAAAUCAACAUUUAUUUGUCACAUGCACAAGAUACAGAAGGUGUAAACAGUACAGUGAAAUGGUUACUUGCAUAGUAGCAAUAUCAAAAAUAGUGUCCAGAUAAAAAAUAUUUUAUCGAUAGCGCCUGCUAAAUUCAGGGCAGCAAUGUUGUUGAGAGAAGUAGCAACACUUUUGCAGUUCUCCAUAUCUUAAAAAAAAAAGCUGCGGUAGCAAGGAUUAUCUACACAUACUGAGCAGCUCAUGUUAUAGACAGAAGCGUGCUACAUGGCAGACCAAUCCCAACUCAUCUCUCGGCAUGUCCAGCCCAUCCAUUAUCUCAGCCAAUCAUGGCUAGCGGGAAGGUUCCUGUCUUUUUCUGUGGCUAAACCAACUAGGCUCGUAAUUUAACAAUUGUAUUUGUAUUUACAGAUGGCAUACACGUUAGUUAUUAAGGCACAGAAAAGUUCACAUUUCAGCCUCUUAUCUCUCCUUCCUCUCCUCUCCUCCUCAAAUCAAAUCAAACCUUCCUCGUCUCUCCUCGUAUCUCUCCUUCCUCGUCUCCUCUUAUCUAUCCUUCCUCGUCUCUCCUCGUAUCUCUCCUUCCUCGUCUCUCCUGCCUCAUCUCUCCUCUUAUCUCUCCUGCCUCGUCUCUCCUCUCAUCUCCCCUUCCUCGUCUCUCCUCUUAUCUCUCCUGCCUCAUCUCUCCUCUCAUCUCUCCUCUCAUCUCCCCUUCCUCGUCUCUCCUCUUAUCUCUUCUCUCCUCUCAUCUCCCCUUCCUCGUCUCUCCUCUUCUCUCCUGCCUCGUCUCUCCUCUCUUUUCCCCUUCCUCGUCUCUCCUCUUAUCUCUCCUGCCUCGCCUCUCCUCGUCUGUUUUUUUUUGGGGGGGGCCAAAAAACAAAAACGUGUGUCCUGUUGCUGACUCCUGCUCUCCAGACUUCAGUCAUAGAAGUAGUAUGAUACAUACAGCAGGAUAGUAGUCACAGCUGUUUGGAGGAACAUGACUUAACUGUAAGUCGCUCUGGAUAAGAGCGUCUGCUAAAUGACUAAAAUGUAAAUGUUAACAAUUCCCAGUCCACUUUCUAUGAGCAGUGGUAUAGUCACAGAGAGAUGUGAAGUUAAGGAGCAAUCCUCUCAAUCACUAUUCCAUUAUGCUCCUUCGAUUUUAAAAAAUGCACACAGAAAUCACUCCAAAAUGGUGUCAUGAUGAUGAUGAUGUCAGCCAAUACUGCCACUCUAUCUCUUCUGAGUCACCAUGGUAACCCUAUAGCACCUGUUCCUAAGGGAGUGUGUUUCUCCACAGCGUCAAGGCCUCUGUGUCACCUGCCAAGGCCCAGACCCAGGCAGCGGACAAACCUGAUGGUGAGUUACUACAGUUCAGAGUUCAAAUGACCAGGGAUGCUGGUAAUAUGUAUUAGUUAGAUGCAUCAUAACAUGCUAUAAGCAUCCAUAUAAUCCCACACUUCCUUAUAAUAUGCUAUAUGAGUCUACCUGUUUGACGUGCUGAAUGAAUACAUUUCUCUGGGUUCCCCAGCCUCUAGGACGCCAGCUCCAGUCAGCUCUGGUCCUAAGGUGCGUCCUCCGUGGGUGACCGACCCAGGAUUCGCUGACCGCUACGCCCCAGAUAAGACCAGUACGGUUCUGACCCAGCACAGACAGCCGGCCCAGCCUACGCCCAUGCAGAACCGCUCCUCUAUCCUACAGGCAGCUCAGCAGGCACCCGAGGACAGUGGAAGGACCCCUCUCUGUGGAGCCUGCAACAAGAUCAUUAGGUGGGAACCAUAUGAUUAUACUACCCUCUGUCUGUUAGAUUAAUAACGCCAAGGCCUUUAUUUACUACUGCCCACUGUCUGUUAUAUCUAUAAACACUAGAGCCAGCCAAGCCGGAAAUGCCACCCAAUUCCUUUAUAUAUUGCAAAAUGUUUGACCAAAACCCUGAAUGUCAAAGUAGCCCCCUAUCGGGUCAAUACAGCAACUGCUGUUCCUACAUGAGUCCUACAUGAAAAAGUACUGCACUAUAUGAAUAAAGAGAAUAAACUCCAUAGACUAUCAUAAUACCUGGGAUAGGAGCCCCCUUACCCCACCCCCCCAAAAAAAUAGAAAAAAUAAAUAAACAUAUUGUAAAGUGGUUAUCCCACUGGCUAUAAGGUGAAUGCACCAAUUUGUAAGUCGCUCUGGAUAAGAGCGUCUGCUAAAUGACGUAAAUGUAAAUUUCAUAAUAGACUGUAUUUAUUUCAUUGAACUGCUAGGCCCUGAUUUCAUUGACCAUGUGACCUGACCAGGGAACACUCUCUUGGUCUUUUUUAUAUAAACCCAUUAUUCUAUAGAAAAUAACCCGUUGUCUCUCAAACCGGAACGACCUGACACCAUCUGAACAGUUAAGUGGAUUCAUCCAGUAAGUCAUGUCUGUGAUGGUAGGAUCACUAUGCUCCAUUACAGAGAGCUACAGUAGAUACCUCUGUUACUCCCAGCUGGGCUUAUCUAACUGGUGUUUACUUUGUGUGUGCCUGUGUCUGUCUGUCUGUCUGUGUGUAUAGGGGCCGGUACCUGGUGGCGCUGGGUCAGUCCUGGCACCCAGAAGAGUUCCGGUGUUCCCAGUGUAAGGUGGUGUUGGAUGAGGGAGGAUUCUUUGAGGAGCGGGGCUCAGUCUUCUGCGCCAAGUGUUAUGAUAACCGCUACGCUCCCAACUGUGCCAAAUGCAAAAAGGUCAUCGUAGGGGUAAGAUCUCUACCGUGUCUGUCUACCACCAUCCAUGAUAAUACUGUGGAAUGUGGACCACAAGCUAGUUUAGUAGGUAACUUGGUGGUUAAGAGCGUUGUGCCAGUAACCGAAAGGUCGCUGGUUCUAAUCCCCGAGCCGACUAGGUGAAAAAUCUGUCGAUGUGCCCUUGAGCAAUGCAUUUAACCCUAAUUGCUCAUGUAAGUCGCUCUGGAUAAGAGCGUAUGCAAAAAAAAACAAAAAAAAACGUAAAUGUCUACCAUCAUCCAUGAUAAUACUGUGGAAUGUGGACCACAACCUAGGUUAGCAGGACAGGAUGCACGUGGAAGCUGAGGCCUGACCACCUUCCUUCCUUCCUUUCUUUCCUCUUGUGUAGGAGAUCAUGCAUGCUCUGAAGAUGACCUACCAUGUCCAGUGUUUCAUGUGCGCUGCCUGUAAGAGCCCCAUCCGGAACCAGGCCUUCUAUAUGGAGGAGGGAGAACCUUACUGUGAGAGAGGUGAGGCUUAGAGAGAGGUGUCUGUGUGUGGGAACCGGGCCUUCUAUAUGGAGGAGGGAGAACCUUACCGUGAGAGAGGUGAGGCUUAGAGAGAGGUGUCUGUGUGUGGGAACCGGGCCUUCUAUAUGGAGGAGGGAGAACCUUACUGUGAGAGAGGUGAGGCUUAGAGAGAGGUGUCUGUGUGUGGGAACCGGGCCUUCUAUAUGGAGGAGGGAGAACCUUACUGUGAGAGAGGUGAGGCUUAGAGAGAGGUGUCUGUGUGUGGGAACCGGGCCUUCUAUAUGGAGGAGGGAGAACCUUACCGUGAGAGAGGUGAGGCUUAGAGAGAGGUGUCUGUGUGUUGCCUUACAUGUUGACGUUAUAACUUUUCAAUCAACAACAAGGAAAACUGUGUGAGGUACUUAGAGAAAGAAUGAGUUAAACUACAUGUACACACAUUCACAGCCUUGGGGGGAGUGGACAGAUUCUCUCAGUGAGAUAUCCACAGCUACUGCUUCCAUAGAUGAUGACUUCAUAUGGGAACAUCUGUUUAGCUGAUUUUUUUACGUUAUGUCAUCCCUUCCCUACAUACAGGAACAUCACUAAUGUCAUCCCUUCCCUACAUACAGGAACAUCACUAAUGUCAUCCCUUCCCUACAUACAGGAACAUCACUGAUGUCAUCCCUUCCCUACAUACAGGAACAUCACUGAUGUCAUCCCUUCCCUACAUACAGGAACAUCACUGAUGUCAUCCCUUCCCUACAUACAGGAACAUCACUGAUGUCAUCCCUUCCCUACAUACAGGAACAUCACUGAUGUCAUCCCUUCCCUACAUACAGGAACAUCACUGAUGUCAUCCCUUCCCUACAUACAGGAUCAUCACUGAUGUCAUCCCUCUUUUUCGUUCUGUUUUUUUCUUUGAUCCGUUGAUGUUCUCAGGCCAAAACCUUACAGGGAAAACAUUUUUGCUGAUGAAUAUGGUAACUCAACCUCUCUCUUUCUCCUCUCUGUCUCCACCCCCUCUCAACUUCUCUCUCUCCUCCACCCCCCUCUCUCUCCUCCACCCCCCUCUCUCUCUCCUCCACCCCCCCUCUCCCUCUCUCUCCUCCACCCCCCCCUCUCCCUCUCUCUCCUCCACCCCCCCCCUCUCCCUCUCUCUCCUCCACCCCCCCCCUCUCUCCUCCACCCCCCCCUCUCUCCUCCACCCCCCCUCCUCUCUCUCCCUCCACCCAUCUCUCUCUCCCUCCACCCCAUCUCUCUCUCCUCCACCCCCAUCUCUCUCCUCCACCCCCUCUCUCUCCUCCACCCCCCCUCUCCUCCUCCCCCCCUCUCUCUCUCCUCCACCCCCCCCCUCUCUCUCUCCUCCACCCCCCCUCUCUCUCUCCUCCACCCCCCCCCCCUCUCUCUCCUCCACCCCCCCCCCCCCCUCUCUCUCCUCCACCCCCCUCCCUCUCUCCUCACCACCCUCCCACCCCCCUCUCUCGUCCUCCCCCCCUCCUAUCCUCUCCCACCCCCCUCUCUCUCUCCUCCACCCCCCUCUCUCUCUCCUCCACCCCCCCUCUCUCCCUUCUCCCUCUCUCCUCUCCCCACCCCCCCCUCUCUCUCUCCUCCACCCCCCCCCCUCUCCCUCUCUCUCCCUCUCCCUGUAGAUUAUGAGAAGAUGUUUGGCACUAAGUGUCAUGGCUGUGACUUUAAGAUUGAUGCUGGGGACCGCUUCCUAGAGGCCUUGGGAUUCAGUUGGCACGACACCUGCUUCGUCUGCGCUGUAAGUCACUCUCCUGAUUCACCUGGCUAUCUCACCUCUAUCUACCUACGUCUCUACCUGUCUCUCCUGGACCUGCUCCAUCCUACGUCUCUACCUGUCUCACCUGGACCUGCUCCAACCUACGUCUCUACCUGUCUCUCCUGGACCUGCUCCAUCCUACGUCUCUACCUGUCUCUCCUGGACCUGCUCCAACCUACGUCUCUACCUGUCUCUCCUGGACCUGCUCCAACCUACGUCUCUACCUGUCUCUCCUGGACCUGCUCCAACCUACGUCUCUACCUGUCUCUCCUGGACCUGCUCCAACCUAUGUCUCUACCUGUCUCUCCUGGACCUGCUCCAACCUACGUCUCUACCUGUCUCACCUGGACCUGCUCCAUCCUACGUCUCUACCUGUCUCACCUGGACCUGCUCCAACCUACGUCUCUACCUGUCUCUCCUGGACCUGCUCCAUCCUACGUCUCUACCUGUCUCUCCUGGACCUGCUCCAACCUACGUCUCUACCUGUCUCUCCUGGACCUGCUCCAACCUACGUCUCUACCUGUCUCUCCUGGACCUGCUCCAACCUACGUCUCUACCUGUCUCUCCUGGACCUGCUCCAACCUAUGUCUCUACCUGUCUCUCCUGGACCUGCUCCAACCUACGUCUCUACCUGUCUCACCUGGACCUGCUCCAACCUACGUUUCUACCUGUCUCUCCUGGACCUGCUCCAACCUACGUCUUUACCUGUCUCUCCUGGACCUGCUCCAACCUACGUCUUUACCUGUCUCUCCUGGACCUGCUCCAACCUACGUCUCUACCUGUCUCUCCUGGACCUGCUCCAACCUACGUCUCUACCUGUCUCUCCUGGACCUGCUACAACCUACGUCUCUACCUGUCUCACCUGGACCUGCUCCAACCUACGUCUCUACCUGUCUCUCCUGGACCUGCUCCAUCCUACGUCUCUACCUGUCUCUCCUGGACCUGCUCCAACCUACGUCUCUACCUGUCUCUCCUGGACCUGCUCCAUCCUACGUCUCUACCUGUCUCUCCUGGACCUGCUCCAACCUACGUCUCUACCUGUCUCUCCUGGACCUGCUCCAACCUACGUCUUUACCUGUCUCACCUGGACCUGCUCCAACCUACGUCUCUACCUGUCUCUCCUGGACCUGCUCCAACCUACGUCUCUACCUGUCUCUCCUGGACCUGCUCCAACCUACGUCUCUACCUGUCUCUCCUGGACCUGCUCCAACCUACGUCUCUACCUGUCUCUCCUGGACCUGCUCCAACCUACGUCUCUACCUGUCUCUCCCUGGACCUGCUCCAACCUACGUCUCUACCUGUCUCUCCUGGACCUGCGCCAACCUACGUCUCUACCUGUCUCUCCUGGACCUGCUCCAACCUAACGUCUCUACCUGUCUCUCCUGGACCUGCUCCAACCUACGUCUCUACCGGUCUCUCCUGGACCUGCUCCAACCUACGUCUCUACCUGUCUCUCCUGGACCUGCUCCAACCUACGUCUUUACCUGUCUCUUUGACCUGCUCCAACCUACGUCUCUACCUGUCUCUCCUGGACCUGCUCCAACCUACGUCUCUACCUGUCUCUCCUGGACCUGCUCCAACCUACGUCUCUACCUGUCUCUCCUGGACCUGCUCCAACCUACGUCUCUACCUGUCUCUCCUGGACCUGCUCCAACCUACGUCUCUACCUGUCUCUCCUGGACCUGCUCCAACCUACGUCUCUACCUGUCUCUCCUGGACCUGCUCCAACCUACGUCUCUACCUGUCUCUCCUGGACCUGCUCCAACCUACGUCUCUACCUGUCUCUCCUGGACCUGCUCCAACCUACGUCUCUACCUGUCUCUCCUGGACCUGCUCCAACCUACGUCUCUACCUGUCUCUUUGACCUGCUCCAACCUACGUCUCUACCUGUCUCUCCUGGACCUGCUCCAACCUACGUCUCUACCUGUCUCUCCUGGACCUGCUCCAACCUACGUCUCUACCUGUCUCUCCUGGACCUGCUCCAACCUACGUCUCUACCUGUCUCUCCUGGACCUGCUCCAACCUACGUCUCUACCUGUCUCUUUGACCUGCUCCAACCUACGUCUCUACCUGUCUCCUUGACCUGCUCCAACCUACGUCUCUACCUGUCUCUCCUGGUCCUGCUCCAACCUACGUCUCUACCUGUCUCUCCUGGUCCUGCUCCAACAUACGUCUCUACCUGUCUCUAUUCUGUCUCUGUUAUGUCUCACUUCAGUCUCUCUGUCUCUCUGUUAUGUCUCACCUCAGUCUCUCUCUGUUAUUUCUCACCUCAGUCUCUCUGUCUCUGUAGCACAAUGCCCCGUUAGAGAUAAUGGCACCAACUUCUGAUCCUGAGAAAUCCUCUCUGUCUCUCUCUCUCUGUCUCGGUGUGUGUGGACUGUGUAAGUAGUGAUAGAUAAAUGCUAUGGAUCAGCUGCUCAGCACAAGGCUGCAUUAUGGUGAUUCACACAGUGAUGUCUCUUACACUGCUCUCUCUCUCUCUCUCUCUCUCUCUCUCUCUCUCUCUCUCUCUCUCUCUCUCUCUCUCUCUCUCUCUCUCUCAGCUGUGCCAGAUCAACCUCGAAGGGAAGACAUUCUACUCUAAGAAGGAUAAGCCUCUGUGUAAAGACCAUGCCUUUGCUCCCGUCUGAGAGAGAGAGAGAGAGGUGGUUCAGAGGGGACAGGAACCCACCCCGUUCUCUAGACCCUUCAGACCCCUGUACUCAGCAACACACGGCGCCAGAUACUCUCCUCUCCACUGCAAACCACACGGCGCCAGAUACUCUCCUCUCCACUGCAAACCACACGGCGCCAGAUACUCUCCACUCCACUGCAAACCAGACGGCGCCAGAUACUCUCCACUCCACUGCAAACCAGACGGCGCCAGAUACUCUCCACUCCACUGCAAACCAGACGGCGCCAGAUACUCUCCACUCCACUGCAAACCAGACGGCGCCAGAUACUCUCCACUCCACUGCAAACCAGACGGCGCCAGCGUCAGUGUUCAGAUCCUCACUAUCGCUCAAGAUGUACUUCAUCGCUCAACUUCUAUCCCUCAACUUUUCAAAUGCGUCCUGUGCUGGCUCUCUCUACCGCGUUCAGCCAUACUCACUUGUCUCUUAGUCUAAGAUCUAA
This is a messenger RNA of Coregonus sp. 'balchen', 71864 nucleotides long. NCBI's taxonomy places the organism in Eukaryota, Metazoa, Chordata, Actinopteri, Salmoniformes, Salmonidae. The record is from the annotation of a GenBank genome assembly.